AUGAUUAAAUAUGAUUGUGCAGUUACCCAGUGUCUAUACUGGGUCUCAGUUUAUGGGACUCUUCAUCCGCCGUUGUCUCACAGACUAACCACUCCCAUAUUGACCCCACGUGGGUAUCAUUCAGUCUGCACACCACGCCCAUACAUCUAUGUCAUCAUCGCGUCAAAUGACGCGAUUGACAGGUGGGCGGGUUCAAGUGACAUCGGACCAAUGGGUAGCCACCGUGUGCGGCUGCCCAUUACAUAUUGAUGAAAUAGCAAUUUAUGCUUUCAUAAUAUUCCAAUAAUAUUUUAAUUAAACUCUCAACUGUAACAUCGAAAUUAAUCUAUCAAGUGUUGUGGACUGAUCACUCCACGUGGGUACCAUCUCUUUCUAACAUUAUGCCCCUUGACUCAUUAUAGUAUCACGUCACGUGACGCGAAUGAUAAGGGGCGUUUCUAAGAAUUAAUUGACCAAUGAGCAAUCGGUACGCACGGCAACACACGUGGGUCAUAACAGCUGUUUCCAUUUCCGUAUUACAACAAAGGGUAUUUAAAUCGUUACAAGGAAUUUUGAAAGUUUAUUGCUCCUGACAACGGUGUGCUGAAACGCCGAAACGCGCGUCGAGCUUACUUUUAUUUAUUUGCUUUGCACUUUUUGGUAGCACUGAUGGAUUAAUUUAUUUUAUCUUACUUAAGCAUUUUUUGACAGGCAGGGAUUGAGGCUGUGGUAGGCACUUGUGCUUCCUCACAGUGCCGAGGUAAUUUUAGGGACAGCAAGACUUCUCACAGGAGUUACUGUCUGGGUUUAGCUCUUGGGUACUUCCUUUACAUUGCCCUCCUUUCUCUUAGAUUUACCUUCACCUAAUUAGGGUCUGACUCUUAGAGUCUUAGAAAAUGUGGCAUUUGAACCUUGAGACUAGGCAACUGUUGGGUAGACCUUUUAGUCAGUAAUUGGUUCCCAGGGUCUAUUCUGUAUGGUUUAUCAUUAUCACAUUUAUCUUCACCUGUCCUGUUUUGUUUGUCCUUAGGAUUAUUAAAAGGUAGGGACCCCCCUCUUUCUCUUCUCCCAUUACUCUUCCACUUAGGACUCUUCUAGUCCUAUUUUUUUGUUUUGUGCUUUUCUAUAUAUUUGAGGGUUAUUCCCUAUACCAGGGAGAGUAAUUUUUUAGGGCUAAUUAGCACUAAUUCAUUGGUCGGCGUUGCGACCUCUGAAUCAGAGCCAUUAUUUCUUAGUAUACAUUAUUUGUUUCUUUUAUAUUUCAGACUAUUGCCUCACCUGCUCCAUUUGCUGUAGAAACAAGCUGUCAAUGCAAAGCACCACAUGAAAAAUUAACAAUUGUUCAGGCUCAUGUAGGUACGCCAGGUAAGUUAUUUCUGUUCCUGCAAUAGCUUUGCAACUAAACACCUAUGAUUUGUCUCAGUUCCUAUUUAGAUAACAUAUUAGAUUGCUCCAGUUAUGCAUAAAUUACAUGGUGUCACUUUAUAAAUCAGUUAAUUAUAUAUUCCUUGUGUUAGCCAAAUUGCUCAGAAAUGUAUAGAUGAAAUGUUAUUUCUACAUUUUUUUUGUGGGGGGGGGGGGACAGGGGGGGGAUCUCCAGCACCCUCAACAACUUAAUGAGAUGAACAGAUCAUGCCACUGCAAUCUCACUAAUUCUCUGCCGUUUAGGAGUUAAAUCAUUUUUGUUUCUCUUUAUGCAACCCUAGCCAAAUCUACCCUGGUUGCAUGAAAAAAAAAUUGUUUCCUUUUCAGUCAAACGUUAACUUGCUUUAGAAGUUUUAUCCUGCUCUGCAAAUUUAAUUUUAUUCACACCCAGGAGGUUCCUUCAGUCUCUAAGAGGCUAUACAGAGCAGGAGAUAAAAAAAAAUUCUAGAUCAGCAAGACCGUGCAAUACAGGAACCUAUAAUAUUUUCCUUUACUAGAAAGUGUUCAGGAAGGUCCAAGUCACAUGCAGGGAGGUGUGACUAGGUCUGUAUAAACAAAGUGAUUUAACUCCUAAAUGGCAGAGGAUUGAACCAUGAGACUGCAUGGGGCAUGAUCUAUACACAGAAACUACUUCAUUUAGUUAUGUUGCUGCCUAUAGUAUCCAUUCAAUCAGUGGCAAUAUGCACAGUCAUGUAAACCAAGGCUAAAAAUAUACCUCAAUUUAAUAAGCUUUCCAAAUUAUUCAAUACUGUUAGAAAAACUCUCCAAAUUAUGUAUCUACAAACAUCCAAAUAGCCCUUAAUGGUGACUUAUGCAGAUUAAUAGUUUCUAACACUAUUGAAUCAUUUUGGAAAACUUAUUAAAUGAAGGCCAUAAUUUGAAUUUAGUUUUUUUUAUAUGUUUUUAUAUACGUUUUUCAACAUAAAAUAGAAAAUGUAAAAAAAAGCAAAAAAAAACAUGUCCAUGUCUCCAUGAAAGAGUAAAGAUAAGUAAUAGAAUAGAGUUGUACUCUUAAAGAAGACAUUGUUGAGUGAAAGAAAGAAAAAGCUGGUAGAGCUGCGCAUGGGAUGGGAGCAUUCAAUGUAAUAAAAAUAAGAAGUUGAACAGAACGUGUUAUGUUGUCAUAUGAAAUUAUGGAAAUUCUCACAAACUGCAAAGAGAUAGAAUUAAUAAGUGUCAUUUGGCAGAGACCUUUUUUUUUUUUUUUAAUCAGGAGGUUUAAGAGAAACAAUAGUUAAAUCAUCUAGGGAAAAGAUUCCUAAUGCUGUUUUGUAUGCAAUGUCUUAGCAGGGAAAAAAUAUCUCAUCAAUAACUGUGUAUAGCAGACAUCGGUGAUAUCCGUUAAUCAGUAAAACAUAUGAAGGCUGUAGCAUACAGUGGUUGACUUGCCUCCCAAUCCUGUGUAAUCAACUGGAAUCCCUGGUUCAUGCAUGCUUGCCUUGUUAUCAUCCUAGAAGUUAAUGGGUUUUACAGUUACAAAUGAAAGAGAACAUCCGUUUACAUUACAGUUCACAUUACAAGGACAUUACUGCUUGUAUACUUACAAGGUUAUCUAUCGGUGCUGUAGAGUGCACGUAUCCUUCAUACUUGCAUUGCUAAUGCACAAUGUAUCAAACAAAAGAAUUUGUGUGUAAGGCACUUCGAUCAAUAAUAAAAAAACAAAAACAAGAUCUAGAAACUGAUAUAUAAAGUGUUUCCCCACCACUGUGUUUAAACAGUUCACAAUAUUAUUUUUUCUACUUUUAUUGUAGGUACACAACUUCUUUCUGAACGUUUGUAUAUUGGAUUUUAUUUACCUUUUGCACUUGGGUUUUUGAUGCACUGGUAUAUUGUUUUGUUUAUGUUAUAUAAUGCACAAUGUAUGUUACCAUAGAUACUUCCAUGACUUAAGAGCAUUGUACCAUAAAGUGUAUUGUUCCUACCAACACUAUUCAUUCUCUGUCAUAGCUCUUUUCUUCUGCUAAAAACUCUUCUUAGGUCCUCCACAGUGGCAUACUAACUAGGGGACAGGGGUGUGCCCCCAUAUUUAUGUAUCACAGUUUAUCCCUAUUACCAGGGCCACCAUCAGGGCAUGACAACCAUGAUGGUUGUCAUCGGCCCGGCGGUCCUAGGGGGCUCGGACUGCUAUGGGAGUUCCGGAAGCAAUAAACACACAACACAGAUGGUUGUGAGACCAGAAUUACUUCUGUUUGUUUAUUCAAAGUAGGGUGUAUUUAUACACAACAUUGUUGCAGCUUAGCUUGAAGGUUAAAAAAUAAGGCGGUUAAAAGUAGGCGCAUUUAUACACAAUAUUGUUACAGUUUAGCUUGAAGGUUUAAAAAUAAACCUUAAAGAUAGGAAAGUCAAAAGAUAAAAUAAGUUAAUGUGGUUACAUAUGUCAUAAAAUAUAAAAUUAAUUUACAAAACAGUAUGUGGUUACGUAUUUCAUAAGAUUGGUUGCAAGAUAAAAUUAGUUAUUAUUAUUAUUAUUAUUAUUAUUAUGUUAUUUAUAUAGCACCAUCAAAUUCUGCAGCGCUUGACAAUGGGUUAGCAAACAGUUACACAAUUUACAGUUUCCAAUAAGUGCUCUGUUGGGGGCUAGAGAACACAGAGAACGCAACUUAUGCUGACUGUAGAAUAUUGCAUAUUCUAUAUGUUCCUAUUCAAAUACAUAUUAAGGUGUUGCUGUCUAAUGGGUUAAACAGAACAGAUGGCAUUUGCUAUUCUGUACCAUGAGGUCUCUGGAAUUCGCUGUAUAAGAGAGAUUUGGGGUGGUCUUUAUAUGGGGAAUUUCCUUAUAUGGCCAGAGUCUAAACUAAACGUUAUGACGUAAUUUGGGCUAUAAAGAACCACGCUCUCUUCCUUCUAUGAUACGUUUUGCUCUCCUCUCUGAUGUCCUAAUUUGCUGAUACGAAGACGACUCUCUUUAACGUCGUUAAGAAAUACCAUCUGUUAAGUAUAUUAUUGUUUGCUGUUGAAGUAGAAUAAAUGCAUAUUUUUUAUAAAGAACGUCAGAUUGCGUAUUAGUACUUUUCAUUAAUAUAGACAUAUAUUAAUGUUGUGAGCAUUUGGCCCAAGAAGAAAUAUCUAUCUAUAUAUAUAUAUAUAUAAAAGACUUAUUCAACUAAAUAAACACAAAGACAGUUAUAACACUGACACGUAUACAGCACUUUACAGAGAAAAAUUUCAUUACAUAUAAAGAGCAUCAGAUGUAGGCUUUAAUUACGCUGAACAUUGGAAUUAAGAUAUAUUCCCUCACACAGCCAUGUGGGCGGACUCGAGGGGCCCAGACGUUGAGCUUUGUCAAGGGCCCCACAAUUUCUGAUGGCAGUCCUGCCUAUUACUGUCAGGCUAUGUUUAAGGAUUGUGUGAUGGCUAUGUGUGAUGUCUGUCAGUACGCCAGGGCUGCCAUCAGAAAUUGCAAUCAGUGUUUGUCAGGAUGUCAUGUAGAAGAAACAGGCAAACCAACUCAGAAUCAGCAAUACACCUGAAAACCACAGAUGGCAGCACUGGUUAAGAAUCCAUAAUAAGACUUUUUAAAAAGUUGUGUAGCAAUGGUCUAUAUCUUAGCUAGAAAAAUAAUGGUGUAUAUAGAUGCUCUUAACCUUUAUAGUCAGAGUUCCUUGCUGAUGGGCUAAAACGUUGAUGUUAGGAUGCCAUAGAUUAUUCUUCCAUUUUAAAAAAAUUAUUAUUUCAAAUUUGGCAAUUAAAAUAAAAUUUGGGGUAAUUUUUUACCAUGAAAUCAAAAGGAGUUGGAAUACAUCAAAGCCAAUUUAGAUCUAUUUACAGAGACUUUAAUUUGGAGUUUCAGGAAAUUGUGAACAUUUAAGUGUCUCUGAUAGGUCUCUGAAUUUAAGUCUUAUAACUGAUAUAAAUUAUUUUUACAUAAUAUGCCGCUAUGGAUUUAAAGUGUUAUAAAUAGCCCCAUAAAAAAAAUAAAAAAAACAAUAACAUGUAUAGCAUGUAUCUAUAUAGUACAAAAUAACCUUGGCUGUAUCACAAAUAAUAUAACAAGAGAAUAGCAAAUAGCAACAGAAUAGAAAAGAAAAGGAACAAAUGUCAUAGAUGUAGACAAGGCACAAAUAAAGUUACUUGCUGUUCCUACUUUGCUUCAAUAAUGUUAAUUAUAAUAUGUUUGAUCACUCUGAGAUCUUUAUGUACUCUGACAGAGUUGUUUACAUUUCGGGGUUAAAGUAACAGAAAUUUCCAGACAUUUUGUAAUAAGAACUUUAAAGGACCACUCUAAGCACCCAGACCACUUCAGCUUAAUGAAGUGGUCUGGGUGCCAGGUCCAGCUAGGGUUAACCAUUUUUUUUUUAUAAACAUAGCAGUUUCAGAGAAACUGCUAUGUUUAUAAUAGGGUUAACCCAGCCUCUAAAGCCUCUAGUGGCUGUCUCAUUGACAGCCGCUAGAGGCGUUUGCGUGCUUCUCACUGUGAAAAUCACAGUGAGAAGACGCCAGCGUCCAUAGGAAAGCAUUAUGAAUGCUUUCCUAUGAGACUGGCUGAAUGCGCACGCAGCUCCUGCCGCGCAUGCGCAUUCAGGAGGAGAGGAGGCGGAGAGGAGGAGGAGAGCUCCCCGCCUGGCGCUGGAAAAAAGGUAAUAUUUAACCCUUUCCUCGCCAUCCAGCCCGGCGGGAGUGGGACCCUGAGGGUGGGGGCACCCUCAGGGCACCAUAGUGCCAGGAAAACGAGUAUGUUUUCCUGGCACUAUAGUGGUCCUUUAAAGCAAAAUAAUGGUGUAUAUAGAUGUGAUCAUGGAGGAAUUUUCUUUUUGAAACAUUGCACUUACAAAAAUAUUUGUACUAGUUACACCCCUGGUAUAUGUGACACAGGCAGCCCGUAACACUGCUAAUGUUAAUUAUGUGCAAGAAUUUGGCCUGUUGUCUGGGGACAAAAGUAAUGAGCUUCUAGCCUUGCAGGCAACGUUGAGAGCAGUCCUGCAAGGGGAAACGUGAAUCUCACUUCCCUUACUCUGUCAUUUUAGUCCUCCCUGUCUCACUAUAGGUAUUAUGAUCUAUUUAAUUAUCUUCCUUAUCCAUCCCCUGCUACCCUCUUCCUGUGAGAAUGGUCCAUUCAGAUGCCUCUCUAUUAGAAACAUUUGAUUGGACCACAGGAAGGCAAGCAGUGAUGUUGAAAAGGGUGUAAAAAUCAGCCAGGCUUUGCCCUGCUCUGGAUUUGAGGUAAGUUUAUGCUUACUUUACAGGUUUAUAAUGGGGAAAGGGUACCUAAUUACGAAUGCUGAAUACGGAAAUCUACAUUUAAAAAAAAAAAGCUUAUAUAAAAAUGGUGGGAGUAACCAAUUAAGGGCUUCAAAUGAUUUUUCAAAGGAACAUAUGAUGGCACAUUGAUGGAGAGGUUAUGGGUAUUGUGGAACCAUGGCACAUAUCUGGUGGUAAUUUCCAUCAUAUUAAAGUAACACUCAAAGAACCAUAACCACUGCCGCCCUAGCAAGAAAGGAGUUCAUCAAUGCCUGGCGGACAUCAGGUAAGUUUUCAAACCAUUCUCAAGCAGCACUCCUGCCACCAAAACCUCUACAGAAGGCUUCAGUGGUUAUAGUGCAUGGAGUGUUCCUUUUAUAUAAUGGACAUACCACCAAACAUGUGUCAUGGUUCCCCAUUGUCCUUAACCUCUCUAUCAGUGUACCAUUUUAUUUGGAUAUGAAAGUGUCUAUAUCUCAGAUGACAUAUGCCAAUUAAAUACAUUAUGCUAAGACAUGGCCAUGGCCUCAACUUCUCUGCAAAAAGAAUACGGAUUGGAUGUAGAGGAGAAACUGAGAUUGGAGUUGGUGAUAAAUUGCUGUCAUCUGAGGAAUAGUCUGAUGUCUGGAAAAAACCUGAAAUACUGAAUUUUUAAUUUUUCAUCUAGUGUUGGAAUAAUGUGUCACAAGAUUGUGAGAAGAGUGUCACAUAACCUGCCACUCAGAUCAGGGCUGUCAUUCAUACUGCUCCUUCCACUUCUGAAGCAUACCUGCUCAGAGUCAAUUUUUGAUGCAGAACGCUAUUCCUCUAUGACCCUUAGUACCAUCUCUAACAUGCGUCGAUUUAAACGUGCUCACACUGUUUGUGCACGAAAGAACACGCACUCUCUGGCAGAAACGAUACUGGCCAAUAGCAGACACUGCACACUAUAUAUUCUUACCUUGUACGCUUUUGUUUCAACUAGCUUUAUUCUUCAUUUAUCCUGUCUUCUGUACUCCUUGACUCUGCUUGUUUCCUUGUGUACCUGGUGUAUCUAUUCAAAUCCAGGCAGUUCUCUGACUUAUCUAUCUACUUGCAGGCCCUACUGUUUUGCCUUCUGUAGACAUAUCAUUUUAAGGCCCAGUGAUAUCCUGUAUUAUCCUAUGUAUCACCAGUAGAUUUUUCAAGAGCUCAAGCUCUACAUACUCUGUGAAAUAGCCUGUCACAACAAAAGAGCACCUUUACAAAUAUGUGUCAGAUUUUAUUCCUUAAUGUAUCUCAUAUAUUGACUAAUAGCAGAAAACAUAAUAGAUACAGUAGACCCCCUUGUUUUAGGCAACUGCAGUACAGUUUGCAAAUCAUCAGGACAGCGUGAGACUUCCUAAAUAUCAACUCAUAAUACAAAUUCUAAAGGUGCAUGGCAGUGGUGUAUCCUGGUUUUGUGCUGCCCUAGGCAGGACAAAACACAGGCACCGUGCCAACCCCACCCAACCCUUCCCCCUGCCCCGCCUUCUAAAUACACACACACACAUUCACUGACAGAUAUGCAUACAGACACACGCUAACAGACACACUCACUAACAGACACACACACACUCACUCUAACAGACACACUCACUAACAGACACACACACGCUCACUCUAACAGACACACACACGCUCACUAACAGAUACACACACUAACAGACACACACUCACUAACAGACACACACUCACUAACAGACACACACACACACUCACUCUAACAGACACACACUAAGGGGUGGGGGAAGUGGAAGAGAUCAUUAAGGUACGGGAGGAGCGGAAGACACACAUCUUCCCCAUCCACCUCGUAUUCAUCUUCCCCAUCCACGAGGACUGGUGGUGGGGCAGGCAAGGCUCGACCAGGGAAAGUAUUUUCAUGAAAAGGUUUAAGCAGUGCCACGUGAAACACCGGAUGUAUUUUCAUGGAAUCCGGAAGUUGCAGACGGAAGGUGACUGCAUUGAUCUGAGCGAUUAUCUUAAAAGGUCCCAUGAACUUUUGACCCAAUUUAUGAGAAGGAAUCCUAAGCUUAAGAUUCUUUGUUGACAGCCAAACCUUGUCACCAACAUGAUAAACUGGGGCCUCCUUUCUGUGCCUAUCAGCAGCUCUUUUGUAACAUUCCUGAGCCUCCGAAAGAGUCUCCUUCAACAGUUCUUGGGAAUCUCGUAAGGCGGUUAGCCGGUCAGUGACUGCAGGAAUGGGAGUAGUAAUUGGGAGACUCACUAGAAAGGUUGGAUGGUAACCAUAAUUGGCAAAAAAUGGGCUCAGAGAAGUGGAGCAGUGUUGGGCAUUGUUAUAGGCAAACUCCGCCGUGGGUAGAAAAUCCAGCCAGUCAUCCUGCAGGUAACUAAUAUAGCACCGCAAAUAUUGUUCUAAAGUCUGGUUGGUUCGCUCAGUCUGUCCAUUACUUUGUGGAUGAAAAGCUGAAGACAGAUUUACAUUAAUACCUAGAAUAGAACAAAAAUAUUUCCAAAAAUGAGAUGUAAACUGCACUCCCCUGUCAGAAAUUACUUCAUCAGGCACUCCAUGCAAGCGAAAUAUUUCCCGAAUAACAAGGUCAGCAGUCUGUUUAGCUGAAGGGAGACCACGAGCUGGUAUGAAAUGACUCAUCUUGGUUAACCGGUCCACAACAACAAGAAUAGUAGUGUGUUCCUUAGAGGGAGGUAGUUCCACAAUAAAGUCCAUGGAUAUAGAUCCCCAGGGACGAUGAGGAAUCGGAAGAGGCUGAAGCAAGCCAACAGGGGAUGAGCGAGGAGUCUUAUGUCUGGCACAUACAUCACAAGAGGACACAUACUUCUUAACAUCCUCAUAAUAUUUAGGCCACCAAAAGGAUCGGGUAAGUAGUUCUUGUGUCUUUCGGAUUCCUGGAUGACCUGCUGGUUUAGAGUCAUGGUAGAGGCGUAAAACGUCCAGUCGCACUGAUUCUGGAACAAACAGACGUUGUUGAAAAAUCCAAAACCCAUUAAGCAUGGUCAUAUGAAGAUCACGAGGAGGAUCACGAAAAACUGGAUCUUUAGAGUAGCCCUUUUUAAUGCGAGACAUUAGAUCAGAAGGAAAGGUAACUCCUAAAAAUCUGCUCUCUGGCAAGAUGGUGGCCUUGGUUACUGUAGUAUGGAGGGGGUCAGCUAUCCUAGACAAGGCAUCCGCCUUGCCAUUUCUGGAACCAGGGCGGUAUGAAAUAAAAAAAUUAAACCUUGAGAAAAAUAGGGACCAGCGUGCUUGUCUGGCUGACAGUCUCUUAGCGGAUUGGAUACAUUCCAGAUUUUUGUGAUCUGUGAGGACAGUAAUUGGAUGGGUGGCUCCCUCCAAGAGAUGUCUCCAUUCGGUGAAGGCAGCUUUUAUAGCCAAAAGUUCUUUAUUCCCUAUGUCAUAAUUUCUUUCUGCUGGUAACAUCUGGCGGGAAUAGAAGGCACAUGGAUGUAACAACAUCUUAGGUCCAGUCCUUUGAGAUAGUAUAGCCCCAACAGCUGAAUCAGAAGCAUCUACCUCUACAGUAAAUGGCAAUUCUGGCUGAGGAUGUACCAAGAUAGGGGCAGAUGUAAACAGAGUCUUUAAUCUGGAAAAUGCAGUGUCAGCCUUAUUGGACCACUGAAAAGGAGUCCCUUUACGUGUAAGUUCAGUGAUCGGUGUAAUAACGGCAGAGAAAUUCUUAAUGAAACGCCUGUAAAAAUUGGCAAACCCCACAAAUCUCUGUAUAUCUUUUUCAUUCUUGGGGAUGGGCCAGUCCAGCACAGCUUUAAUUUUACUUGCGUCCAUACUUAAACCUUUAGGAGUUAUUACAUACCCCAGGAACUGAAUUUCUGUUUGUUCAAACUCACAUUUUUCCAGUUUAAUGUAUAGGUGGUGGGUACGAAGGCGCUCAAGAACAAUGCAGACCUGUUUUCUGUGAUUUUCAAGAUCAUCAGAAAAUAUCAGGAUAUCAUCCAAAUAUGCCACAACAAACUGAUCCAGGAGAUCCCGUAGUACAUCAUUGAUUAGAUGCUGAAAAGUUGCAGGGGCAUUACAAAGCCCAAAUGGCAUUACUAGAUAUUCGUAAUGUCCGUACCUGGUUCUGAAAGCUGUUUUCCAUUCAUCAUUUGGUCUUAUGCGAACCAGAUUAUAUGCCCCCCGUAGAUCAAGCUUCGUAAAUAUUUUAGCUGAACGAAGUCUCUCCAGAAGUUCAGGAAUGAGAGGCAAGGGAUAACGGUUUUUAACAGUGAUUUUAUUAAUGUCCCUGUAAUCAACACAUGGCCGUAGACUGCCAUCUUUCUUUUCUACAAAGAAUAUAGGAGCUCCUGCUGGAGAAGUGGAUGGUCGAAUAAAGCCUUUGGCAAGAUUUUCUUGUAUGUAUUCACGAAGUGCUUUCAAUUCAGGCUCAGAAAGGGAGUAUAUACGGCCAAAUGGGAUAGCAGCUCCAGGUAGCAGCUCUAUGGGGCAAUCAUAAGGCCUGUGAGGUGGAAGCUGAUCAGCAUUCUUCUUAUCACAGACAUCUGCAAAAUCCCGAUAUUGUAGCGGAAGCUUAGUUAAGUUUGUAGCAACCAUUUCAUUAAUUGUUGUGGUAACAGGUGUCGCCUUAGAGGGUUGACAAUUCAUUAAGCAGUGUUCUGAAGGAAAGGACAAAGUUCUAGUCUUCCAAUCAAUCUGUGGGUUAUGCAGAGCAAGCCAGGGUAUACCCAAAAUCACUGGAAACUGUGUUGAGGAAAUUAGGUGGAAAGAUAUAGACUCAUGGUGAUUCACUUCCAGAAUCAAUUUUAAGGGCACAGUCUCAUGUGUAACCGGGCCUGACGUAAGUGGAGAACCGUCUACUGUUUCCAUUAACACAGGUGAAGAUUUAGGGAUAGACUGAAUUUUAUUUCCUGCUGCAAAUUUAAUGUCCAUAAAGUUUCCGCCUGCUCCGGAAUCUAUCAUAGCUGUAGUUGAAAUUAUAUUAUUACCAUAUUGCAAAGUGAUAGGCACCACCAAAUGAGGAUGUUGAGUCAUCAUACCUUCUUCACCCUGAGCCAGAGAAAACAAGGGUUGUGUGACAGAAUCCAGUUGGUCUGAAAUCUGGGAUUGGUGUUGAAUCUGUGCACCCUCAGCAGUCAUAGCUAUUGUUCUUUUAGACUUGUUAGGGCACUUGAUGGCAUAAUGCCCUGCACUACCACAAUACAGGCAUAAGUUGUGAGUGCGUCGCCACUGUUUUUCUUCAUUGGAUAAUGGCCCUCUUAUUAGAUCUACUUGCAUAGCCUCAGGUUCAGAGUCUGUAGGUGUUUGUGGGGUCGGAGUAGAAAUUCUUGAAUAGAAAGUAGGAGUAGCACUUGGUUUAAAAGAGCCCUGUCUUUCCAAUCUUCUUUCUGAAAGUCUCCGAUCAAUACGGAUAGCCAACCGCACAAAUGCAUCAAACUCAACAGGAAGAUCAACACGAGCUAGCUCAUCUUUUAUAGCUUCUGAGAGACCCCUUCUGAAGUGGAACCUCUGGGCUGAUUGGUUCCAAGUAGUAUCAGUAACCCACUGUCUGAAUUCAGCAGCAUAUUCAGCCACAGAGCGCCUCCCUUGAUGUAAAUGAAGGAGAGUGGCUUCUGCUGUAGCACAGCGAUUGGGAUCAUCAAAAACUAGGCACAUGGCCUCAAGAAAGUCUUUUAAAUUUCCCAAGAUUGGACUGUCCUGUUCCAGAAAAGGGGAGCCCCAGGCCAGGGCUUCAUCUUUGAAGAGGGAAAAAAUAAAUCCCACCUUCUCUCUUUCAGAUGGAAAACGGUUAGGUAACAUCAUAAAAUGCAAACGGCAUUGAUUUAGGAAACCCCUGAAUUUUUUGCGGUCUCCUCCAAAUUUUUCUGGUAGAGGCAAGCGGGCAUCUUGUGCAGGUGUAACAGUAGUAGUAGCAGCAGCCGCAACAUCAUGUGCCCUGUAGCUGGUAAGUUCACUAUGCAUUGAUCGAACUUCAUUUUGCAGUUCAGCUACCUGAUCCUGCAGCACUUGAAUGGUCUGUGCCUGGGUCUGCAUAGUUCUUGCAUUAAAAGCAACCUGCUGGGCCAAUGCAGAAUCUGAUCCGACGGUCUCCAUGAAUGGGCCAGAUUAUUCUGUAAUGAUAUUGAUGUUACAAAGUUUUGGAGUCCAGUAGCCAGAUCAGCAAUGUUUUCUGCCAGAGGUAGCCACUCGUUACCCAGGUGGUUGAGCCCCUGAGCCUUGAGUGGCCUUCUGGUCUUAAGCAGAGAUGGGAGACUGGAACAGAAAGAUGAUAAUCGUAGUCAGGCAAGCCGAGGUCAGUGGGAAGGAGAAGCAGCAAAGUCAAAACAGUCCAAAUUCAGCAACAGGAAGGAGAAACAGGAACACGCUGGAUUAGAGAGUACAGGAACCACAAUAAUCUGGCAAAGGUACAGAGACAGGAAGUGGCUUUUAUAGGCCAAGAACCAGACACCUGACUAGACACAGCUGAAGUGAGUUGUCACUGAUAACCUUGACUCUACAAGCAAUGGUAUCAGAUCUCAGGUAAAUUUGCAAAAGGCAGGCUGGUGUACUGGUAAUGAAAAGGUUUAGCAUCAUGUAAACCAGGGUUCGAAACCCAGCAGAGUCAGUUCCUCACAGUUGCGCUGACCCACACAUCCAGGGCCGCCGGGGAGUCAGGCAGACUGAUUAGUCAGUGACCACGGGCCCGACACCAGGAGAGGGCCCUGCGGCUUGCCCUGGAUGCUGCCGGGCUCCCUCCAAUCAGUCUGCCCAGCACCUCCGGUCUGCAGCCCGUGUGAUAGAAGUCUUGCGAGCUCCCAGAGCAUUACCAUGGCAACACUGUGGGAGCUCGCGAGACUUUUAUUACACAGUCUGCAGCUCUGCACCUGGCGGAGCUGCAGACCGGAGCGUUAAUCCACUGGACCACCAGGGAGAUACUGGACCACCAGGAAAUUCAGGUAGGACACAGCCCCCAGACCCUGCCCCCCUCCCCAUGUAACCCCUUUUCUCCUUGCACCCUCCCAUCCCCCCCCUGUAUCCCCUUCGCUUCCUGCCCACACUGUAACCCUUUCUGGCCCUUCACUCCCUGCUCCCCCGUAUCCCCUUCACUCCCUACCCCCUUGUAUCCCCUUCACUCCCUGCCCUCCUCCCCCCACUGUAACCCCUUCACUCCCUGCCCCCUCCCACCCACACUGUAACCUCUUUACUCCCUGCCCCCUCCCCCCUGUAACCCCUUCACUCCCUGCCCCCACUGUAACCCCUUCACCCUGCCCCUCCACCCACACUGUAACCCCUUCACUCCCUGCCCCCAUAACCCCUUCCUCCCUGCCCCCAUAACCCUACUGUACCCCUUCUCUGCCUACCCCCACUGUAACCCCUUCUCCCCUGCCCUCUAACCCCUUGUCUCCCUGCCCCUCUCCCCACACUUUAUCCCCUUCUCUCCCUGCCCCUCUCCCCACACUGUACCCCCUUCUCUCCCUUCCCCCUCCCCGCACUGAAACCCUUUCUCCACCUGCCUGCCCACUGUAACCCUUUCUCUUCCUGCCUGCCCACUGUAACCCUUUCUCACCCUGCCCUCACACUGCCCCCCACACUGUUACCAGUACACACACUCCCUCCCACACUGUAACCCUCACCUACUGUCUCUGCGUGUCCUUUUGUGUCAGUGUGUGUGUGUAUUUGUGUGUCUGUGUGUAUCUGUGUACAUGAAUGUCUGUAUCUGUGUGGGGAAAACUAGGUGUCAUUGUGCGUAUCGCUGUGUCAAUGUGUGUAUUUGUGUGUCUGUGUGUGUGUAUAUACACUGCACACAUACUCCAUACAAUAAACAUGCUUACAUUCAAACACACAUUGUGUAUAUUUAUAUUUUAUAAACACAAUAUACACACACUGCAUCCACUACACACACACAGCAAUCAAACGCAAAUAUUAUAUACAAACACACCCCUGCAUUAAAACACUAAAAUGAUCUACAAACACCCCUGCAUUCAGAAGCAAACAUUACAAACAAGUACACCACUACAUUCUAAUAGCAACAGUACAUACAAAUACACCCAUACAUGCACACAUAUACUUAAUACAAAAACAUGCUUACAUUCAAACACUGCUCACAAAUAUAACCCUGCAAUGAUGUGCAAAUGGUAGAUCUCCAUCUGGCAUAGCAUUGUUGAAGUUCUCCGACAGAUGGAGGUCUACCUUUUGGCUACACUUUCACUAGAGGGGGGCCCAGAAAACAAACUUGCACCAGGGUCCUCUCUACAUUAGUUCUACCACUGGGAUAAUCAACGUGAGGUGCCUGAAUGAAAGAGCAGGACACAGCACUUCUGAUUCUGAGUCUGUGAGUAAGCAGUUGUAUGUCUCUAAAACUGAUUGCCAUGAUGUGCAAAGUUUCUGCCUCUAAAACUGCCAUGAUAUAUCAAAAUUAUGCCUCUAAAACUGCCAUGUUAUGCCAAUUUUAUGCAUCUAAAUCUGAUUGCCAUGGUGUGCCAAUUAUAUCCUUUUAAAACUGAUUGCCAUGGUCUGCCAAUUGUAUACAUCUAAUGCAGAUUACCAUGAUGUGCCAAGUCUAUGCAUCUAAAAGUGAUUGCCAUGAUAUACCAAGUUUAUACAUCUAAAGUUGAUUGCCAUGGUGUGCCAAGUUUAUGUAUUUAAAGCUGCCAUGAUGUUCCAAUUGUAUGCCUCUAAAACUGAUUGCCAUGAUGUACCAAUUUUAUGCAUCUAAAGCUGAUUGCCAUGGUAUGCCAAUUGUAUACAUCUAAAGCGGAUUGCCAAUGUGUGCCAAUUUUGUGCCUCUAAAACUGAUUGCCACGGUGUGCCAAUUGUAUGCAUCUAAAGCAGAUUGCUAUAGUGUGCCAAUUUUAUGCAUCUAAAGCUGCCAUAAUGUUCCAAUUGUAUGCCUGUAAAGCUGAUUGCCAUGGUAUGCCAACUGUAUGUAUCUAAAGCGGAUUUCCACAGUGUGCCAAUUGUAUGCAUCUAAAGCGGAUUUCCACGGUAUGCCAAUUGUAUGCAUCUAAAGCGGAUUCCAAGGUAUGCCAAUUGUAUGCAUCUAAAGCGGAUUCCAAGUUGUGCCAAUUAUAUGCAUCUAAAGCGGAUUCCAAGGUGUGCCAAUUGUAUGCAUCUAAAGCAGAUUCCAAGGUGUGCCAAUUGUAUGCAUCUAAAGCGGAUUCCAAGGUGUGCCAAUUGUAUGCAUAUAAAGCGGAUUUCCAUGGUGUGCCAAUUGUAUGCAUCUAAAGCGGAUUCCGAGGUGUGCCAAUUGUAUGCAUCUAAAGCGGAUUCCAAGGUGUGCCAAUUGUAUGCAUCUAAAGCGGAUUGCUAUAGUUUGCCAAUUGUAUGCCUCUAAAGCUGUUUGCCAUGGUGUGCCAAUUUUAUUUCUUUAAAAGUAAUUGUCAUGGUGUGUCAAUUGUGUGCAUCUAAAGCGGAUUGCUAUGGUGUGCCAAUUGUAUUCCUCCAAAGCUUAUUGCCAUGGUGUUCACUUUUUAAAAUAUGCAUUAAAAGCAAGUGGGUCUCGAAAAAUUACUGUUUUGAAAAGUGGUUCUCGGCCCAUAAAAGUUUGGGAAGCCCUGCUCUAAUAUGUUAGGACAGAAACGAACAUUAGACGGAACUAUUUCCUUCUUGAAGGAAUCUGUAUGGUUUCUAAACAUAUUUGUUAGCAUUCUAGCACUUAUUUCUGUUCAUAGACACUUAUUCUCAAUUGGUGACCUAUAAUAGGUUUAAAUGUGUACUAAACAUUAACAUUUGCUCUGAAAAUGUAUUAGCAUUGCCUGAAAAGAUAACAAAAUCAUGUGUUAAAAAUAAAACUAUUUCUUUCCAAUGCAGCAUGAAAAUAGGUUUUGAAAAAAGAACAAAAUAAUUAAGCUCACACAGACAUAAUCUUUUGAAUAUGCUUUUGUAUAUUAUGUAAGGGAACAUUAAACAUUUUACCAUUCUGAGACUUCCUUUAAAGUUUAAGAUUUAGAAUUUUGUAUUUUGUUCAGAGAAUCAGUCUGGCUGAGAACAAGAGAACAAAGAUGGCAGGCAGUGGGGAGAAUAGUACGCUAACAUGUUGCUCAAGUUCUUAUUUAGAAAGGAAUUUCUUUGUUAGGUGACAAACAAAUUGCAGGCAUAUAAAAGAAGAAUAGCUCAGUCUUUGUGAUAAUACAAACUGUAUUGUACCAUGAAAAUGUCCUUUCUUUAGCACGACACAGUGGAUCCUUCAAUUUUCUUUUCAAUGAUUAUACUUCAAUGGCCCACUACGUUAUAUCAAAUCAAAAUAGUGUACACAGACUGUUCAUUCUUUAUACUGGAGCUUUCUGUAAGAUUGAACAGUGCAUGUAUGUGCGUGCAUGUUCGUGUGUGUGUGUGUGUGUGUGUCUGUGUGGGAGGAGGAGAAAGGGGGGUGGAGGAGCUGUUAGCUACUUUCUCAUCAUCUCUAGUGUUCCAUCCAUUACAAUUUUAAGGUAGUUGUCAUAAUUAUUCUAAUGCCUCCUCCUUUCUAUUUCAUAAAAAAAGCUGUGAUAGUAAAGUCUCUAUUAACACAAGGUUUUGCAGCAGGUUAGAAAUAGUUAUAUAAGGUAUAUUUGACAUUUUAGGCAUUUUAAUAUUUAUCAUGUGUCUACCAAUAAUUCAAUCACAUUUUAGAAAUAUUUCAAAAAAUCUUUUUAUGAAAAUGGAAGGAAAUGGAAUUGCAAGUUAUUCCUCAUAAUAAAGAGCUGGAGAUAAAGGAAUUUGCGGAAUGGAACAGGGGAUUAAAAAUAGGACAAUUGAUUGCUAAAUUUCUUAAUCUUAUCCAUUGUUGUAAAGAAGGUGGGCAUUUUGAAUAUUAAAUUUGAGUUGAUUUGGUCAAUAAUAAAUAUAUGUAAACUCUUUAUUUAUAAUUGUUUUUCCAUGUAAUCAUUCACUUAAGUAUAUUUCCCCUCUCAAUCUGAACUGCCUUAUAAUACUUUAUAUUACUUGUGUUAUUUUUAAUAAACAAGAUAUCUUUUUAUUUAUCUUGACUCUGUGGAACGCUUUAUAGACAAGGAAGUAAAACAAUACAAUUUUCUUUGUUAUUUUUUUGUGUGUGCUGAAUUACAAAAAUAUGUUGAUAUAUCAAUAAAUAAUUGAAUACCUUAUGCUAUUUUUUCUUUCAGUUGAUCGACCUGUCAGAGUGUACGCAGAUGGAAUAUUUGAUCUUUUCCACUCAGGUCACGCAAGAGCACUCAUGCAAGCCAAAAACUUGUUCCCUAACAGCUACCUACUAGUUGGAGGUAAAAUAUAAAAUUAAAGAUAUAGAUUGAUGAUAAAGAAAUAUGAAAAAAAAAUUAUAUUUACUCUCCAAAGUGCAGUGUCUGGAGCUUCAAUUGUAGUUGAGAGGGAGUCCUCAUUGAGCCAGCAGGGAGAUAAAAAAAAAAGCUGGCAGAAAAUAAUAUUGACUCUCUAAAUUGCAGCACCUGUGACUCUGGUUCUAGCUUUAAAGGGUGCACUUCUAGAGCCGGUAAACUAUAAUAUUAACUCUCUAAAGUGCAGGGCCUGGAGCUAUGGCUCCAGGUGUGAGGAUGCCCUACUUGUACUGGCAAAAAAUAAUAUUGACUCUCCCAAUUACAGGGCCUGGAGCUUCAAUUGUAGUUGCGAGGGAGUCCUCAUUGAGCCAGCAGGGAGAUAAAAAAAAAAAAAAAUGCAGAUCAUUUUAAAAGCUUCCUCAUUGUCAGUGGGGAAAGGUAAGCAGGAGAGAGGCCUCAAUAACAAAACAAGGCCUCAAUCACAAUAUAUCAUUUGAUAAGUAUCACAAAGUUAACACAAUCACAUCUAUUCAGUCUUUUUGUGCAGCUUGAUAAACCACAAACACUACAUUCACCUUACAAUAUUGAAUGAUGUUUGGAAGUCAUUUCACCAAAGGUUUACUGUUGAUAACUAAGAAUAGUUAUACUGUUAUCCUAAUAUAACUUUGUUAUACUAAUAUAACUUUAUUAAAAAAAAAACCCUAACAACAAAUACCCAUGUACAUUAUAGUCUAGAUAUCCUCUUUGAAAAUGCAUAAAGAAACCCACAGUUAUCAGGGUCCAUUCAGAUUACAACAGGUUUGAUGUCACACAUUUCCCGUAUUAUCAUCACUAAUGCACUAUAAAACGUUAAAGGAGCACUCUAAGUACCAUAACGUCUGUGUCAGCUAGUCGCUCUAAUCCAAUUAGCUAAUCCUCAGAAAAGCGAACAGAGUUCAUAUGUUCCAGCUGAGGAACUUCUGGUUCUCAUGAGAUUGUGGUGGAGGCAUUGAGCAGCAACCAGCAAACCCAAGUAAGAAGUGAAACCGGAAACUUCGGUUAGGCCCCAACGACCACAACCACACUAUCUCGCCUCACCACGGGAAAACACGACAACACAUGGACAAAUGACAGUAGAAAGCCAGAAAAUAAUGAUGAAGACAACUCGGCUUGACCCCGAUAAGUUUUAAAUGCAUACCGUAAUGUUGAAUUCAAAUUCAUAUUUCCUAUUUCAUAUUUCCUCUGCGCAGGAAACUGCUUCGCAUACAUAUGCUGUAUCAAUAACGAAAUAUUUUAAACAAAUCGGACACUCCUUCCACCUUAAAAAUAGUAAGGUGCGCUGUGUCUUUAAGACCCAAAAAUGUAUAAAGUGCAACUAAGUGCAAACAAAUUGAUAAAGUGCAAAGUGAUACAAAGUGCACUUAAAGUGUAAAAUAUCAAUAUAAAAUAUUAUACAUACAUAUGGCCUCUCGACUCCAAAUAUACAUAAAAAGGAAAAGAGACAUAAAAAAAAACAAUAGUGUGAAACCGUAUUAAAAUGGUAGUAUGGAUAAUAAAUGCCAAAUAUUGCACUCACAAAAGUAGAGCAGAAUAAGCCUGCUCUAGCUUUAACAGCUUCUUCAAAUGUAGGACUGCAUAGACGAAAAAAAUAUAUUCCAAAAUCUUUAUUGCCCAGCACAGCACCAAUAUAUCACCUUCCUCCACACUUAGUAUUCAGUUACAGAGCCUUCGGUAGCAUACAGCAUAAGGGUGUCGACCUGUCCCUCUGCGGUUUCGCCGCCGUAAUUGCCGUCUGUUGGCCGUCUGUUUCCUCAAACUUCCAGGGGGAGGAGCUUUCUCGGGUGCGUGACGUCAGGUGCGUAACUUAACGUGAUGACGCGUUUCGCCGUAUUCACGGCUUCAUCAGAUCUGCCCAUCCAUGUCCUUACAGUUCUUAUAUACCCAUCAUAAUGAGUACAUUCAGGUGACUGCCAUAUAAAGUCUGUUAUUUUGUUGCUGGCAUCAAUCAAAUCAAUUGCAUAUAUAUACACAAAAAAAGCAAUAUUACUUUAUUCGAAAAACAUCAUAAUUUAAAUACUUGCAUUAUUUAAACACAUAUAUAUAUAAAAACAUUGAAACAUAUAAUUUCCCAAAGAAACUUAUUUCAAGAGACAUAUUUAAGAAGACAUACUUAAAACCAUCAUUACCUUAAGAGAAUUGUUUAAACAGACACAUUUAAAGAAACAUGCUUAAAAAUACAUAAAUACAUAUUUAAAAAUACAUGCUAAUGACAUAACAAUAUAGCACCUCCUCCUAAUCUAAAUAUAAAAAGAGAAAAAUAUUAUACAUUAUGAGGAAUAGGAACAUAUUUAAUUAUACUAAAAAAACACAUCAGUAUUAACCUAAAAAAUUAAAUAAAUCAAAUUCUAUAUUGAGCCCCCUAGGUUCUAAAGUUUUUAGCCUAUGGACCCAUUUCAUUUCUUUUUUGCCUAUGUCAAUGAUAUGAUUACCCCCUCUCCAUGAUUUUUUCACUAUCUCUAUACCUAAGAAUGCCAGACCCCUAGGGUCUUUAUUGUGGUAUUUUUUAAAAUGGGCUGAAACACUAUGAUUAUCGUAACCCUUAGUAAUAUUAUUUACAUGCUCAUAUAUUCUUUUAUGUAGUGGGCGAAUUGUCCGUCCCACAUACUGUAAUCCACAUGGGCAUAUUAAUAAAUAAAUUACAUUUUUACUAAAACACGUAAUAAAAUUUUCAAUAGAAAACUCUGCAUCUUCCCUAUUUUUAAAUUUACUAACCCCCUUCAGAGUAGCAUUUUUACUGCACCUACAUCCUGCACACUUAUUACAAGAAUAAAAUCCUUUUUUAUUAUUAUCUAAAAAAGUUUUCGGAAUUUCUUUUUUAGGAUGAUUAAAAGUCAAAAUACGUUUAAAAUUUGGUGCUCCUCUAAAUGUAAUAAAAGGUUUCUCUGGAAUAAUUUUGCUGAGUUCAUUAUCUUUCUUUAAAAUAUGCCAGUGUUUAUUUACUAUUGAUUUCAUUCUAUUGCACUCUUGAUUAAAAUCAAAAACCAAGGGUAAUAUUAUUCCACUUUCUUUGUUUGAAUUUCCUACAUCCUUAUGAUUACUUAAUAACUGAUUAGGUUCUAAAUUUAUUGUUUCAUUAUACGCUUUUUCUAAAAUCUGUUGUGGAUACUUUUUUUGCUUAAACCUAUCUAAAAUUGUCUUGGCUUGUUCCUCAAAUUUAUCCUUGUCUGUACAAUUCCUCCUAAUUCUUUGUAAUUGGCCCUUAGGAAUAUUGUUAAGCCAAGGAGUAUAGUGGCCACUAUUAUAUAGAACGUAAUUGUUGGCAUCUACUUUUUUAAAAAAAUUUUUUGUUUUAAUCUCACCCUUUUCUAUAUAUAUUUCUAAAUCUAAAUAAUUAAUAUUAGACUUACUAAAAACACUAGUUAAAACUAUACCCCAAUUAUUAUUAUUUAAUCUUUCUAAAAAUGCCUUAAGAUCUUCUUCAUAUCCAUCCCAUAUAAAAAUUAAAUCGUCUAUAUAUCUAUGGUAUGAGACCAGGAUUGACCCCCAUUCCGGGCUAUCGUAUAUAUAUUUAUCUUCCCAACCUGACAUAUAUAAAUUCGCGUAACUGGGGGCAAACCUGGUCCCCAUAGCAGUUCCCUGGCACUGUAAGUAAAAAUGAGAAUUAAAUAAAAAAUAAUUAUUAUUUAAAAUCCAGUUAAUACUUUUAAUUAAAAAGUCUAUAUGUUCAUUUGAGAACUUCUUAGAUUUGUUAAGGCAUUCUUCUAUAACUUGACAACCUUGUACAUGGGGAAUAGAGGUGUAUAACGAAGAUACAUCACUUGUUACCAAUAUAUAUGAACUCUUCCAUUUAAUAUUAUUUAAAAAAUUGAUAACAUCUAAUGUAUCUUUUAAAUAAGAGGGUAUGACUUUAACUAAAUCCUGCAACCAUGUAUCUACAUAUUUGGAGAGAUUCGCUGAAAUCGAAAGUAUCCCUGAGACUAUAGGUCUCCCGGGAGGAUUCGUUUUAUCCUUAUGAACCUUGGGCAGGGUAUAGAAGACUGGCAUUCUCGGAAAAUCAGUAUGUAAAAAUUUAUAUUCGUCCUCGUUCAGAAUGCCAUCAUCCUUUCCCCUGUCCAAAAGUUCAUACAAAGAUUUCUUUAUUUCCUCUAUGGGAUCUUUUUCUAAGGUUUUAUAAACAUUUUUAUCAUGAAGCUGUCUAUAACACUCCUUUAUGUACAUCUCUGAAUCUUGCACUACUAUACUUCCCCCUUUAUCCGCUGGUUUUAUGAUGAUAGUUUUAUUGCUUCUUAAAUGUUGUAAAGCUUCUCUUUCUUCUUUAUUGAGAUUAUUCCUUCUAUUCUUAGUGCUUUUCUCUAAUUUCUCGAAAUCCUCUAUUACUGAUUUCUCAAAAAUAUCAAUAGCGCUAGUCCUAUAAUUCCUAGGAUAGAAAUUAGAUUUAUUUUUCAAAGUGGUAUGAGUAUUAUCUACCACCUUUUCUUUACAUUUGUUUAAAUAAAAAAACCUCUUUAAUGUUAAUCCCCUCGAAAAUUUCAACAUGUCUACAUAUGCAGAGAAAGAGUCAAAUUUACGGCUAGGGGCAAAUUUAAGCCCUUUAUCUAAUACUCUACAUUCAUAUGGAGAGAGUUGAUGUUUAGACAGAUUUAUUAUUCCAUCCAGUUUCCUAGUCAUUUCACCAAAGGUUUACUGUUGAUAACUAAGAAUAGUUAUACUGUUAUCCUAAUAUAACUUUGUUAUACUAAUAUAACUUUAUUAAAAAAAAAACCCUAACAACAAAUACCCAUGUACAUUAUAGUCUAGAUAUCCUCUUUGAAAAUGCAUAAAGAAACCCACAGUUAUCAGGGUCCAUUCAGAUUACAACAGGUUUGAUGUCACACAUUUCCCGUAUUAUCAUCACUAAUGCACUAUAAAACGUUAAAGGAGCACUCUAAGUACCAUAACGUCUGUGUCAGCUAGUCGCUCUAAUCCAAUUAGCUAAUCCUCAGAAAAGCGAACAGAGUUCAUAUGUUCCAGCUGAGGAACUUCUGGUUCUCAUGAGAUUGUGGUGGAGGCAUUGAGCAGCAACCAGCAAACCCAAGUAAGAAGUGAAACCGGAAACUUCGGUUAGGCCCCAACGACCACAACCACACUAUCUCGCCUCACCACGGGAAAACACGACAACACAUGGACAAAUGACAGUAGAAAGCCAGAAAAUAAUGAUGAAGACAACUCGGCUUGACCCCGAUAAGUUUUAAAUGCAUACCGUAAUGUUGAAUUCAAAUUCAUAUUUCCUAUUUCAUAUUUCCUCUGCGCAGGAAACUGCUUCGCAUACAUAUGCUGUAUCAAUAACGAAAUAUUUUAAACAAAUCGGACACUCCUUCCACCUUAAAAAUAGUAAGGUGCGCUGUGUCUUUAAGACCCAAAAAUGUAUAAAGUGCAACUAAGUGCAAACAAAUUGAUAAAGUGCAAAGUGAUACAAAGUGCACUUAAAGUGUAAAAUAUCAAUAUAAAAUAUUAUACAUACAUAUGGCCUCUCGACUCCAAAUAUACAUAAAAAGGAAAAGAGACAUAAAAAAAAACAAUAGUGUGAAACCGUAUUAAAAUGGUAGUAUGGAUAAUAAAUGCCAAAUAUUGCACUCACAAAAGUAGAGCAGAAUAAGCCUGCUCUAGCUUUAACAGCUUCUUCAAAUGUAGGACUGCAUAGACGAAAAAAAUAUAUUCCAAAAUCUUUAUUGCCCAGCACAGCACCAAUAUAUCACCUUCCUCCACACUUAGUAUUCAGUUACAGAGCCUUCGGUAGCAUACAGCAUAAGGGUGUCGGCCUGUCCCUCUGCGGUUUCGCCGCCGUAAUUGCCGUCUGUUGGCCGUCUGUUUCCUCAAACUUCCAGGGGGAGGAGCUUUCUCGGGUGCGUGACGUCAGGUGCGUAACUUAACGUGAUGACGCGUUUCGCCGUAUUCACGGCUUCAUCAGAUCUGCCCAUCCAUGUCCUUACAGUUCUUAUAUACCCAUCAUAAUGAGUACAUUCAGGUGACUGCCAUAUAAAGUCUGUUAUUUUGUUGCUGGCAUCAAUCAAAUCAAUUGCAUAUAUAUACACAAAAAAAGCAAUAUUACUUUAUUCGAAAAACAUCAUAAUUUAAAUACUUGCAUUAUUUAAACACAUAUAUAUAUAAAAACAUUGAAACAUAUAAUUUCCCAAAGAAACUUAUUUCAAGAGACAUAUUUAAGAAGACAUACUUAAAACCAUCAUUACCUUAAGAGAAUUGUUUAAACAAACACAUUUAAAGAAACAUGCUUAAAAAUACAUAAAUACAUAUUUAAAAAUACAUGCUAAUGACAUAACAAUAUAGCACCUCCUCCUAAUCUAAAUAUAAAAAGAGAAAAAUAUUAUACAUUAUGAGGAAUAGGAACAUAUUUAAUUAUACUAAAAAAACACAUCAGUAUUAACCUAAAAAAUUAAAUAAAUCAAAUUCUAUAUUGAGCCCCCUAGGUUCUAAAGUUUUUAGCCUAUGGACCCAUUUCAUUUCUUUUUUGCCUAUGUCAAUGAUAUGAUUACCCCCUCUCCAUGAUUUUUUCACUAUCUCUAUACCUAAGAAUGCCAGACCCCUAGGGUCUUUAUUGUGGUAUUUUUUAAAAUGGGCUGAAACACUAUGAUUAUCGUAACCCUUAGUAAUAUUAUUUACAUGCUCAUAUAUUCUUUUAUGUAGUGGGCGAAUUGUCCGUCCCACAUACUGUAAUCCACAUGGGCAUAUUAAUAAAUAAAUUACAUUUUUACUAAAACACGUAAUAAAAUUUUCAAUAGAAAACUCUGCAUCUUCCCUAUUUUUAAAUUUACUAACCCCCUUCAGAGUAGCAUUUUUACUGCACCUACAUCCUGCACACUUAUUACAAGAAUAAAAUCCUUUUUUAUUAUUAUCUAAAAAAGUUUUCGGAAUUUCUUUUUUAGGAUGAUUAAAAGUCAAAAUACGUUUAAAAUUUGGUGCUCCUCUAAAUGUAAUAAAAGGUUUCUCUGGAAUAAUUUUGCUGAGUUCAUUAUCUUUCUUUAAAAUAUGCCAGUGUUUAUUUACUAUUGAUUUCAUUCUAUUGCACUCUUGAUUAAAAUCAAAAACCAAGGGUAAUAUUAUUCCACUUUCUUUGUUUGAAUUUCCUACAUCCUUAUGAUUACUUAAUAACUGAUUAGGUUCUAAAUUUAUUGUUUCAUUAUACGCUUUUUCUAAAAUCUGUUGUGGAUACUUUUUUUGCUUAAACCUAUCUAAAAUUGUCUUGGCUUGUUCCUCAAAUUUAUCCUUGUCUGUACAAUUCCUCCUAAUUCUUUGUAAUUGGCCCUUAGGAAUAUUGUUAAGCCAAGGAGUAUAGUGGCCACUAUUAUAUAGAACGUAAUUGUUGGCAUCUACUUUUUUAAAAAAAUUUUUUGUUUUAAUCUCACCCUUUUCUAUAUAUAUUUCUAAAUCUAAAUAAUUAAUAUUAGACUUACUAAAAACACUAGUUAAAACUAUACCCCAAUUAUUAUUAUUUAAUCUUUCUAAAAAUGCCUUAAGAUCUUCUUCAUAUCCAUCCCAUAUAAAAAUUAAAUCGUCUAUAUAUCUAUGGUAUGAGACCAGGAUUGACCCCCAUUCCGGGCUAUCGUAUAUAUAUUUAUCUUCCCAACCUGACAUAUAUAAAUUCGCGUAACUGGGGGCAAACCUGGUCCCCAUAGCAGUUCCCUGGCACUGUAAGUAAAAAUGAGAAUUAAAUAAAAAAUAAUUAUUAUUUAAAAUCCAGUUAAUACUUUUAAUUAAAAAGUCUAUAUGUUCAUUUGAGAACUUCUUAGAUUUGUUAAGGCAUUCUUCUAUAACUUGACAACCUUGUACAUGGGGAAUAGAGGUGUAUAACGAAGAUACAUCACUUGUUACCAAUAUAUAUGAACUCUUCCAUUUAAUAUUAUUUAAAAAAUUGAUAACAUCUAAUGUAUCUUUUAAAUAAGAGGGUAUGACUUUAACUAAAUCCUGCAACCAUGUAUCUACAUAUUUGGAGAGAUUCGCUGAAAUCGAAAGUAUCCCUGAGACUAUAGGUCUCCCGGGAGGAUUCGUUUUAUCCUUAUGAACCUUGGGCAGGGUAUAGAAGACUGGCAUUCUCGGAAAAUCAGUAUGUAAAAAUUUAUAUUCGUCCUCGUUCAGAAUGCCAUCAUCCUUUCCCCUGUCCAAAAGUUCAUACAAAGAUUUCUUUAUUUCCUCUAUGGGAUCUUUUUCUAAGGUUUUAUAAACAUUUUUAUCAUGAAGCUGUCUAUAACACUCCUUUAUGUACAUCUCUGAAUCUUGCACUACUAUACUUCCCCCUUUAUCCGCUGGUUUUAUGAUGAUAGUUUUAUUGCUUCUUAAAUGUUGUAAAGCUUCUCUUUCUUCUUUAUUGAGAUUAUUCCUUCUAUUCUUAGUGCUUUUCUCUAAUUUCUCGAAAUCCUCUAUUACUGAUUUCUCAAAAAUAUCAAUAGCGCUAGUCCUAUAAUUCCUAGGAUAGAAAUUAGAUUUAUUUUUCAAAGUGGUAUGAGUAUUAUCUACCACCUUUUCUUUACAUUUGUUUAAAUAAAAAAACCUCUUUAAUGUUAAUCCCCUCGAAAAUUUCAACAUGUCUACAUAUGCAGAGAAAGAGUCAAAUUUACGGCUAGGGGCAAAUUUAAGCCCUUUAUCUAAUACUCUACAUUCAUAUGGAGAGAGUUGAUGUUUAGACAGAUUUAUUAUUCCAUCCAGUUUCCUAGUCAUUUCACCAAAGGUUUACUGUUGAUAACUAAGAAUAGUUAUACUGUUAUCCUAAUAUAACUUUGUUAUACUAAUAUAACUUUAUUAAAAAAAAAACCCUAACAACAAAUACCCAUGUACAUUAUAGUCUAGAUAUCCUCUUUGAAAAUGCAUAAAGAAACCCACAGUUAUCAGGGUCCAUUCAGAUUACAACAGGUUUGAUGUCACACAUUUCCCGUAUUAUCAUCACUAAUGCACUAUAAAACGUUAAAGGAGCACUCUAAGUACCAUAACGUCUGUGUCAGCUAGUCGCUCUAAUCCAAUUAGCUAAUCCUCAGAAAAGCGAACAGAGUUCAUAUGUUCCAGCUGAGGAACUUCUGGUUCUCAUGAGAUUGUGGUGGAGGCAUUGAGCAGCAACCAGCAAACCCAAGUAAGAAGUGAAACCGGAAACUUCGGUUAGGCCCCAACGACCACAACCACACUAUCUCGCCUCACCACGGGAAAACACGACAACACAUGGACAAAUGACAGUAGAAAGCCAGAAAAUAAUGAUGAAGACAACUCGGCUUGACCCCGAUAAGUUUUAAAUGCAUACCGUAAUGUUGAAUUCAAAUUCAUAUUUCCUAUUUCAUAUUUCCUCUGCGCAGGAAACUGCUUCGCAUACAUAUGCUGUAUCAAUAACGAAAUAUUUUAAACAAAUCGGACACUCCUUCCACCUUAAUUAAAACAAAGCUCAGAUAUUACCAAUAUGUUAUGACUUUGGGCUUGUACUUAACCUUGCAAACCCAGCAUGUUAAUACUGAGAUUGUGUGAUUGGCAGUGACAAAAGUUAAGCCUGGUUCCAAGUUGAUUAUGAUUACCAGCAAAAACAAAUAUUUUUGGAUUGUGAUCAUAUUGAAAAAAUGCUUUUUUUUAUUGUGAGUUAAUGGAAAGGAAAUAAUAUAACAGUAUGAGUGUACUCAUAGUAUAUGUCAGUUUGCAGUGAUGAACUAACACACAAGUACAAAGGAUUCACGGUGAUGAAUGAAAGUGAGAGAUACGAAGCUCUGCGCCACUGCCGUUAUGUGGAUGAAGUUAUCACUGAUGCCCCAUGGACCUUAACUCCAGAGUUCUUAGAAAAACAUAAGGUACCACAUAUGAUAUUUAAUCACUUUCUGCAUGGUCUUACUUUGCACCUUUAAAAGUAAAACACAUUGCUAUGUUUUUUUCUGCAUUAUUAUUAUUAUAAUUAUUACAUUAUUUAUACACUUCCCAUUAUAUUUUCCAACACUAUACAAUGGACAAGAAAGCAAGUACAUGAUGGCAAAUGCAUUUAAACACUCACAGGGUUAUUAAAAAGUGGGAAUUGUCAGGACUUCAAAGUGAAAUUUAGGACAAACGGUAAAACCGAAAACAUAACUGACAUUGAAUACCUUCCUGAUUUGGCUAUUUUGGAUCAACAUUUAACAGGUAGGCGCUAAUAACCUGAGUAAUAUUUAACAUUUUUAAUACUUUAGUUAUUUUUUAUAGAUUGAUUUUUUUUUUACAUGAAAUAUAUUUUUUGAUAUAAAAAAAAAAACAAUUAAAAAGUGCAUCCAAAAAAAUAUUAAAUCAUUUGAAAAGCUUAUCCAAAAAUAUAAAAUCUGGGCCCUAGUUGGAAUUUCCAGUAAUUCACACUUUAGUGAAUACUGCUUAAAAUAGCUUCCAGUCUAUAAUUCUUAUAUUAAACCAUACGAUUGUGCAUUUUACAGGUAAAAUAUAUUUCCAUAAAAUUAAUAUUUUUAUUUUGGUAAAAUGAUUGCUGAUAAAUACAUUAGUUAAUUAGCUUAAAUCAUGCCUGUAGAAUAAUAAAAAUAACAGACUCCAAUGAACAAUAGUACUCUUAUUAACAGAACAUGAGCAAUUUGAGAGUGUAAGCACCACUCCCAAACUUGAGGACUAAAAAAAGGUGAAAAGUUAUUAUGAAAAUGGAGGAGGAGGGGAAAGAGCAUAGGUAAUACCACCACAGUUGUUUUCCACCUUCGCCAAUGUACGGGAGUUGUUUUGGCAACAUCAUACAAAUAUACAUUUGUGUUGCAUUUUAUAUGUCAAAUAUAAUUGCAUUGCCAUAUCUUAGAAAUUAAAGAUCAGGUAGAUUCAUCACAUCCAUCAUGGGAUCAGGAGAUAGUCUAAGAAUAUUUACAGGGAAUAGAAAUAAUACAAACAUAAUGUGGCAUGUACAGUGGCGUACACACGAUCCAUGGGGCCCCGGUGCGAAAAUUGAUCCGUGGGCCCAACCCCCGCGCUAUCUCUGCACGCACUGGGGCCGCAUCACAUGGCGGCGGGUACCUGGUCACAGGGGUCUCACGGCUGCAACUCCUGCAACCACGGUAUGUAUGCCACUGCAUACAGAUACAUACACUUAAAGGACCACUAUAGGCACUGAGAACACUUCAGCUCAAUGAAAUGGUCUGGGUGCCAGGUCCCUCUAGUUUUAACCCUGCAGCUGAAAACAUAGCAGUUUCAGAAAAACUGCUAUUGUUCACUGAGGGUUAAUCCAGCCUCUAGUAGCCGUCUCACUGACAGCCGCUAGAGGCGCUUCCGUGAUUCUCAAGACCCCGGAUGUCCAUAGGAAAUCAUUGAGUAAUGCUUUCCUAUGAACGGUUUGAAUGUGCGCCCGGCUCUUGCCGCGCAUGCGUAUUCGGAGCUGAGAGGCGGAUAGGGGCAGAAAGAUCCCCGGCCCUGGAAAAAGGUAAGUGCUGAAUGGGUUUUGACCACACACACACACUCUCACGAACAGACGCAGACACACUAGCUAACAGACACACACAUUUACUUACAGACACACACUCAGUGACAGACAUACAUACACACUCACAUACAAAACAUAUACACUCACCGACAAACACACACUCACUAACAGACACCAGACUCACUAACAGACACACACUAACAGACACACACAAACUAACAUGCACAGUAACAGACACACACAGUAACACACUCACUGACACACACACUAACACACACACACAAAAACUAACACACUCACUGACACACUAGCAGACACACACUCAAUAACAGACACACACAACUAACACACUCAGUAACAGACACAUACACACACACACAGUAACACACUGGCACACAAUAAUUCACACACACACUAACACACAUAUACACACACACACUCAUAUAUUUUUUUUAAAUUGCAUCCCCGAGCCUCCCUACCUUUGGGAGUGCUGAGGAGAUUCCCUGGGGUCCAGUGGGGCUGCUGGGCGGCCGGUCACUGCAGGCGCGCGAGGGAACACUGAUCCUCCUGUUCAGCUCCCUCGCGCGCCGCUGGACUUCCUUUUAUAGAGUAUAGGUGUGAUGUCACGCUUCUUCUUAAAGUGGCCACGUCAUCAUUGCGAUCCUAAUCUAUUUUUAUUCGCAAUGAUGACGUGGACCAAUCAGUAAGCAGGCAUGCUUUGGUCCAUAUUCUUUGCCCUAUUGUGAUUUCUGAAUAUAUCCUGGCUUUGUGCUUCUAGUGAUUCCCUAGUGAUUUUCUGUGUUUGACCUCGGCUUCGUAUUUGAACUUGGGAUUUCUGGUAUCCUGAUUCGGUUUUAUAUUGACCUUGUGAUUUCUGAUAUUCUGACCUAGGCUUUGUAUUUGACUGGUAUGUUCUGGUAUCCUGACCCAGUUUUGUCUUGACUUUGUGUAUUUCUGUAUCUUUGACCUUGAUUCUUGCUAUAUUAAUAUGUUAAGUCCAGCCACUCUAAGGCUCGGUAAUACUCCUUUUAGAUCCACCUUUUAUGGGUUUCCUCUUUUCUGCUCCCAUGACACAUAACUUCCGUAUUAUAGGAUAAUCCAUGUAAAUUGUUCUUAUAAUGAACAUUUAAAGUUGCGGAAAGGUAUCAUCAAACAGGCAGCAGGGCUGUUUUACAAAAAUUCCACAAGUCAAUUCUAUUUUUAGUUUGACUAUUAUGGCCUUAAAGGGGUACUAUCGUGGCAGGAACACAAACAUGUAUUCCUGACACUAUAGUUCUAAUAUCACUAAUUAAGCUCUCAGCCUCCCUGUCUGGAAAGUUAAAGGAAUACAACUUAACUUUUGCCAGUGCCUUGCUUCUGGCCCACCCCCGAUCCACCACCUUGGCUGACAUCAUCAGAACUGAAUCAGUGCAUCUCUAUUAAGAAAGUUCAGUGUCUCACUGUCACUGGGUAGCACUGACCCAGGAAGCACCUCUAGUGGCCAACUGACGAGUGGCCACUAAAGGUGUUCCUAGGCUGUAAUGUAAAUACUGCCUUUUCACAGAAAAGGCAGUGUUUACAUUAACAUGCCUGCAGGGACUGACUAUACACACCAGAACAACUAAAUAAGCUGUAGUUGUACUGGUGACUAUAGUGUCCCUUUAAAUUUGAAUUGUACCAUGAAUUCCUAGCAAUUUUCACGUUACUGAAAAACCGUGAGGGUCUCAACUUAAUUAAAUAUGUAGUGAAUGGAAAAUUAUUGUGACAUUUUCACUCAUAAACAACACCCUCUCAGUGUCUGGCAACUAGAAAUUUCGAAUUAUGCCCAAAAUAGUUUUUACAGAAAAACAGUACUCCUCAUUUAAGCAAGACCAAGUGCCUAUCUGUAUGCUCCAUUCAUGGUAGAUAAAAAAUUGUUAAUAAGAUACAUAUCCAUGCCACAUAUUCUGACUGUCAUUUGGAGACAGCUAUUUCUCAUGCAUUCACUUGUAGGUGGUGCAUUGGUGAGGUUUUAUUUUAUCAUUUAAUGCCCUAUUGUUACUAACUAUAGAAUAACAGACCCCAUACCCUCGGCUUUACUAGAGCUUAUCCCACUUUUAAACCAGUGUUGGGUCACGGGUACCAAAUCACCAGGCACCAAUCAAAAACCAGGCACCUGCUUCAAAGACUACAAUGUUUUUAUCACCUACAUUGAAAGCCCUAUUGCUAUGUGCCAAACCCCGUAAUGCAAAAAAUGUUGUGAUACACGAGGUUCUAUAUAUUUACAGAUUGAUUUUGUUGCUCAUGAUGACAUUCCAUACUCUUCUGCUGGUUCAGAUGAUGUAUACAAGCAUAUAAAGGAAGCAGGUAAGGUAUUUGAUUAGUCCUAUGCAUUUUCAUUUGCAUCCGCUUCAUGUACAGGGUUACUGAGAAAGUAGUAUCAUAAAUACCAAAUAUUUACAGACGGAAAUUAAGCACUCAGAUGCUUCCGCUGCUCUGUGCCCCCUGAUGUUAUGAGCCUUUUAUAUUACAGUUUUAAAAAUGUUAAUUUCAAACAGUCACCACAUUUUUAAAGCAGGUGGUUUGAAUUGAAAUGCGGUUACCUGAGAAUCAUAGGCUCUUUAAAAAAUCCACAGCUACUGUUUGACAAUUUACUGCAGUUCUACAUUUUACUAUAUCUUUUUAUACCACAUGCAUUAAACAGUCAGAUAUACAUCAAAGGAUGUCUGAAGAUUAUAAAACAGCACAUUUCAACUAGAGCCUAAAUAACGGAGGACAUUCAGUGUUUUAUCUGAUUUUCCAUGACAGGCAUGUUUGUACCAACGCAGAGGACAGAAGGUAUCUCUACAUCCGACAUAAUCACUAGAAUUGUACGAGAUUAUGAUGUUUAUGCCAGACGUAACCUUCAGAGAGGAUAUACUGCAAAAGAGCUAAAUGUUAGUUACAUAAAUGUAAGUAUAAAGACUGCUGUUAAACUGGAUUAAUUCAUGUGCUUUUUUCAAAGUCUUUCAGCUGGUUUUAUUUUUCCUACAUGCAUUUACAAUAUAAACCCUUAGCAUGCAUCAUUCCAAUCUAUGUUGACCAUGGGCUAUUCAAAAUACAAAUCACUAUUACAUUCAUUCUGGCUAGUAUAGAUAGAAAUCUCUGUUUAGAGCAUAGAACGCUGUAUCAAAAUCAGGUAUAAGUAGAUAUAUUUGAUAUUUCAAAAUGUGCCUUGUUUUGACCUAUUGCUAAGAAAUAGUUUAUUUUACCUGUUUAUUCAUCAUUAAGACCCAGACUCACCUCUCUGCUCUUAUUUUUGAAAAAAAAAAAAAAAAAAAGUAUAUCCUGUUCUUCAUUUAGGAGCAAGGGAUGGAUAGUCCAGUAGUCCUCAGUAAAUUAUUUCACCCACUCCCUGGGUGUCCAAGACUCUGGUACCAUCUUUUCGUCUCUGCUGAGUUCCUAUAUACCCCACCUUGUUUUAAUAAAACUAUUGUUUAAAUCCUUACACCCCACUGUAAAAGAAUAUACACAUAAAUGUUUCUUGCUAUAUUUUUUUUUUUUUUUAAUUCUUUAUUUUUGUUGUGCACAAUAGUAACAAGUAGCCCUGGUGCGCCACAACAGCGGCAUCAGGAUAGGUUGGAAAACAUUUGCUAUACAGGUUGUGACAUAUGCUAGUCAGGCACAAAUUUUAGGUUAUUACAAUUAUCAAUUCAACAGUGUAGUUCUCGCUUUUGCUAUUAUAAAACAUCAUUAAAACAAUAUUGAGGCAUCGCUUGGAACAGUGCAAUAGAUGUUGUUUUAAGAUACUAAUUCGUAGCUCAAGCUAUUUCGUUUAGACUAUUUUGCUGCUGGGUAUGUGGUAACAUGCUAAUCUACUGUAUCUUAACUACAUGUGGACAUAAAAGUGACUAUCUGGCCCUGAGCUAAACAAAAAAAAAAAUAACUAGGUAGUCUGUGGCAUACUUCACGGCAUCUCUGUGUACCUAGGCUAUAAGUUUGCCAGCAUUGUCCGCUUAAACACUUAGUCCAUGCAGUGCUAGUUAUAUUUACUAGUCGUGGGUAGUCCAUAUGUUGAUGGUUGUUGCCGGCUGUGAACGUGCCCUCCAGAUGCAAGUGUGCCAUGAUUACUUGAGAGGCACAGAGGCAGGCUCUUCAUCCGAUGCCCAGUGCAUGAACGUGUCUCUUGCUGUCAACGUUGGUCUCCUUGAAGGCGUCCGCCCCGGGGUCCAGCUCCAGUGGUGUUCAGUGGGGUGUUCAGCCAUGCAGCUCCCCGGUUUGCAGCUGUGACUUGGAGGCAUGGAGGUGAGCUUUGCUGGACGCCGCUUCCCGUCGCCGGUGAAUAGCUUAUGUGGGAGGCUGCUUUGGUAGUCUCGUUCUUGUGAGUGUGUGCUUUCUCCUGCUGCUUGGUGGUGUUUUGCACCUUUGGGCUCGUCGGGAUUUGCAGGGUCUGGCUGCCGUUCUGGUUGCUUGUGGUGGAUGCCUAUAAUGGCGCCGCCGGGUCACUGGACGCAUCCAUGUGGCCACUAGUUUCACCGCCAGACGGUAAGUUAUUCCACGGUCGCUCAGCAAGGUCCAGAGGCUCGCGCAGAAUCGGUCGAAUUCCCCCAGGGGGUUCGAGGUUGGUUGAGUGCGUAUGCUUGGUUUGUGGGGCCCUCGCUGGACGGCCAUCUUAGCUGUUUCCCAGUGACCCGAUGCCGUUUCUUGCUAUAUUCAGUUAAAGCAACUGUUACAUUGAAACUUUAUAUUCUUCCCAAAAACAUGGUCCAAACAUGGACAUAACAAUUUAAGGUUAUGUGGAGGGAUCAUUAUAAUCUAUAAUCAUCGGCUCCCCACCAUCCUUCUUCAUACCCCCCAUGAUGAAUAUUUUUUGUUAAAUGUAAGUAAUAUUCUAAAUCAGAAUGUUAUCAACAAAUAGACUGACAUUGGUCCUUUUAAUUUUUACUAGACAUCUGGUAUUAGUUACUGGGCAUGCCCCUGGCAUACCAUUACCUUAAGAAGCAUGGUUGGUAGUAAUAUCGCCAGAAAGAGUGGACAUCCCCUUAAUACUCUAACGAAGGACAGAGUUGCCACGUUCAUAAGCCACAGUAAAUGGGACCCCAACCCACACUUUAAUAGUACACAAUCUACUUGAUAAAUAUGGAGUCACGUGUUUAACAAUCCCCCAUUCCCCCGCCAGGAGUUAACUUUAUAGCUCUAAUAGAAAAAUACUGUCCCUCAGAGUUAUCUCCCUGCAAAUUGCCAUUUAAGUGACCUCGUGUUAAGAGCAUGUACUUACCCAAUUACAGAUCACUGCAUUUCCCAAAGAUAAUGACUAAUGCAAUUGUAAUGUGUAUAGAUUGCUAGGCAAACCACUUUGAUAAUCAGUUUGGCAAGCAUGUGCUACCACUCGAAGGUCACUUAAAGGGUCACUCCAGACCCCUAAACAACUUUAGCUUGCUGAAAAGCUUUAUGUAUGAAGAGUGUGUCCUCUUUUUUUCAUUUUGCAAAAAGUGCAGAUCUCAACAGAAACACCCCCUUGGCUUUCAAGCAGACAAUAGGUAAUGUUACUUCCUGGUUUCGUUAGCUCAAUGCAGCUGACCUCAAGAGGCAGCAAUUUCCCAGAGCACCUGCCUUACAAAGACUUCCCAUUGAGCUGCAUUGGGAAGUCUGUGAUUGGAUAGCCUCAGAAAGUCUGGGCGAGGUUAGAAGGGAAGAGCUUGCAAAGGAAGCAGACAAGAGAAAAAAAGAGAGUAAGUGCUAAUUAACAGUUGGGCAGCGACCCUAGAAGGGAGAUCCCUCCAAACCCUUCGGAAACAAAGAUAGUGGGAAAAAUAGGGAUAUGGGCUGCGCCAAUUUCUAUAACAAAAUAUAAUGAUCAGUGAAAAUCACAACAUAAAAUAAGUAAAAAUCACAACACAUAAAAUAAGUAAAAAAUUCAAAUAUCAGUAAAAAAAAGUCCAAUAAAAAGGAUCUUACUCAGAUCAAAUAUAGAAUAAGGUGCUUAAACAUAAGUAAUUUACUCAGUGUCUUUUUCCAUAUGAAUCUACUCAUAUGAAAGACAAAAAACAGAUAAAAAGAACCAAUAUGUAUAUAGAUGGAAUAAAUGGGAAUAAGCUCACAUUUAGUAGAGCUAUAGCUAGCUCUAGUGUGAAGAGCGUGGGUUUCUUCCUUCUGGGAUUUCUUGGAGUGCAGGAUAAUAAAAAUGCCAGUUAAAAAUCAAGUGUAUAAAAAAGGCACCAGGGAAGUAAGCCAAAAAAUCUUUAUUACAAUACACAAUUAAAAAAUCCACAAACGCGUUUCACCUCAGGGCUUUAUCAAAAUGGAAUAACACAUAAUACGUGGCUGUAUGAGGUUAAAUAGGGAGACAAAUUAUUAAAUUUGGCGCCAAAACUAAGAACAGCCAAUCACAGUACACAUAGUGAAAUACAACUUAAAAUAGGCUAAAACAUACCGGUAUAUAGGUAGUAAACAGAGUAGUUGUAGUACUUAGGUAUUUAAUUUAAGUGAUUUAUUGUGAUCAUGUGACUAUUUUUUUUCCUCUCUUUAUUAGCAAAUGAUAACAAAUAACAUUUAUGAGGAUUACAUAUAUGAAUGGUUAUAAAUAUAUGUGAGGGCUAUAAUUAAUAAAGGAAUAUAACAAGGUAAAAUAAAAAUAAAUAAAACCAAAAAAAAAGCAGAUGAUAGAGAUAAAACAAUUAAAACACUAAAUAACUAGAACAAUAAAACAAUAAAAAUAGCAGAUGAUAGAGGUAAACAUGCAUACAUUUCAUGAACAUUUUACAGAAAAUUAUGUAAAUCAAAAUCUGCAAUAGGCCAUGGGGUAUAAGGGUCUGUAGCUUGUAUACCCAUUCCAUUUCUGUUUUACCAAGAAUAUUUGUUAUAUCCCUACCUCUCCAGGGUAUAGUACAUGUUUUGAUACCUAUACAUUUUAACAGUUGUGGGUCUUUAUUGUAAUAAAAUGUUUCGAUGCUGAAUGAUUCAAGUAUCCAUUUUUAAUAUUCCUGCACUGUUCACUUAAUCUAAUUUUAAGCACCUUGUAGCCAUUCCAACAUACUGGAAGCCAUAGGGGCAUUCAAGCAGAUAUAUUACAUUCUUUGUAUUGCAAUUAAUGAAAUCUUUUAUCUUAUAAACCCUUUUUGUCCUAUUAGAAGUGAAUUGAGUUACUUUGGAAGGUACCGUGGGGUCUGUACUUUGCAAAAUUUGCAUUUGCAAAAACCUAAUGUUUGGGGGGAAAAGGACAGAUUUUGUUUGUUUGGAGUUUCUCUAGUAAAAUUGGUAGUUAAAAUGGAUUUAAAAUUCAGUGCUUCUCUAAAUACUAUUUUGGGAUUUUCGGGUAUGAUUUGGCUGAGAGUCUCAUCUUGUUUGAAAAUGUGCCAAUGUUUCUUUAUGAUCUUUUUUUAUGUUUCUACUUUUAUUAUUAAAAUCAAAAAUAAUUUGGAGAGAUAAAGAUUCAUUGGUUUGUUUUGGCUUGUAUAUUAAAAGAUCAUUUCUAUCCUUUUGUUUAAUUGUAUCAAUAGUAUUUUUUAGGUCUGUUUCAGAGUAGUUUUUUUCGACAAAUUAGUUUUUUUUAAAUUCAACUUAAAAUCAAUCAGUGCGGAACAAUUUCUACAGAGAUGUAGAAAUUGGCUUUUUGGGGCACUAUCAAGCCAGGGUUUAUAAUGGCAGCGUGAUUUGUCUAUCGCAGUGUUUACACAGACUUUAAAAAAAAACAUUUUUGUAUGUAAUUGUCCAAUUUAAAUAUAAAUAUAUUCAAAUCUAAAAAAUCAAUCUGUUCCUUACUAUAUUCGUAUGUUAAAAUAGUGCCUCUAUUGUUAGUGUUCAGAUUGUCAAUGAAGUUAAUGAAGCUAUCCUCUGAACCUUCCCAAAUAAAAAAGAGAUCGUCAAUAUACCUAAAAUAUGAGACCAGGUUUGCCUUCCAAUCAUGGUUCCCAAAAAUGGUUUGAGAUUCCCAGUCAGCCAUAAACAAGUUGGCAUAACUGGCGGCAAACCUGGUUGGAGAUAAAAAGAAUUUAAAAACCAAAAGUAGUUAUUAUUUAAAAUUAUGUUAAUACCCUCUAAUAUCAAAUUAAUCUGUGUGUCGUGAAUUUUACCUUCUUUAAUUAGGGUGUCUUUAAUAGCUUAACAACCUAUAUUAUGGGGUAUGAUGGUAUAAAGAGACUGUACGUCACAGGUAACUAGCAUAAAAUUUGGUUUCCAUUUAAAAUUAUUUAAAAAUGUUAAUAACGACAUGGAGUCUUGUAGAUAUGACUUCAUUAGUUUGACGGAAGGUUGGAGAAGGGUGUCUAUAUACUGGGAGAGGUUGCAUAAAAUGGAGCCUAUACCUGACACAAUUGGUCUUCCUGGGGGUUUCUGUGCAUUUUUAUGUGUUUUGGGGAGAAAAUAUAUGACAGGAAUUAUAGGAAAUGUUUUGUUUAAAAAAUUGAACUCAUGUUUGUUUAAAAUAUUUUGUUCAAAACCUUUUUUUAAAAACUGGGAUAAAAUAUCUUGUAUAUUUUUAGUCGGGCCUGAUGAAAGUUUCUCAUGUACAUUGCUAUCACUGAGUUGCCUUUGUGGCUCUUCUAUGUACAUUGUACUAGAUUGGAUUACAAGUCGAAUUUGAGUAAUUUGAAUAUUCUUUGUAGUCAUUAGUGUACCGUGAUCUUUGAGGUUUGGGUGAUGGGUGUUUGUUGUGAUGUUUUGGUGAAUGUUGGAUAUUAUUGUAUGUUCGUUGUGAAGUUUUACGAUUGUGUGACGGUGAGUGACAUUGUUUAGCAGAGAAAUUCGGUACAAAACUGUGAUGAGAUCUGUGUUAAGAAACAUGGUAGUAAUUGGCUUGAGCUCUGUGUGGUCGCACUUUUUUGUGGUGAAUACUGAGAAGGUCGUCUUUUAACGAAAUUGUGAUAUUGGUGGGGUUUGUCAUACCCGAAAAUCCAAAUAUAGUUUUUAGAGAAGCACCCAAUUUUAAAUCCAUUUUAACUACCAAUUUUACUAGAGAAACUCCAAACGAACAAAAUCUGUCCUUUUUUCCCCCAAACCAUAGGUUUUUGCAAAUGCUAAUUUUUCAUAGUCUGUAAAACUACAGACCCCACGGUACCUUCCAAAGUAACUCAAUUCACAUCUAAUAGGACAAAAAGGGUUUAUAAGAUAAAAGAGUACAUGAAUUGCAAUACAAAGAAUGCAAUAUAUCUGCUUCAAUGCCCCUGUGGCUUCCAGUAUGUUGGAAUGAUCACAAGGUUCUUAAAAAUUAGAUUAAGUGAACACUGCAGGAAUAUUAAAAAUGGGUACUUGAAUCCACUGGCGUACAUACCGCGAUCGCAGGGGUCGCAGCUGCGACCGGGCCCGGCCAUCCAGGGAACCUGGCCGCCCUGCAACCAGGUAUGUACGCCAGUGCGGCCAUGGCCACAUUUUGCCCCCCGAGCUGGCAGUAGCGUCAUUUUGCGGGUGGGGGGGCAGGCGCGCGAGGGAGCAUUCUCCCCUGAGCUCUCUCUGCCCAGCUCCCUUGCGCGUACCGCAGUGAUGCAGGAGCUAGAAUAUGACGUUGCUCAGGCAUCAGUAAGCAGCGUGUGAGGGAGCCGAAAAGGAGGAUCAGUGCUCCCUCGCCGCCUGCAGGACCGACUGAACAGCAGCCCCACUGGACCCCAGGGAAAGGUAGGGAGGCUGGAGAAUUCAAUUUAAAAAAAAAUCUGAGUGUGUAUGUAUGUUAGUAUUAGUGUGUGUGUCAAUGUGUGUGUUACUGUGUGUGUGUGUGUGUGUGUGUGUGUCUGUUACUGAGUGUGUUAGUUGUGUGUUAGUUUGUGUGUCUGUUAUUGAGUGUGUGUCUGUUAGUGAGUGUGUUAGUUUUUGUGUGUCAGUGAAUGUGUGUGUGUGUCAGUGAGUGUGUUACUGUGUGUGUGUUAGUUGUGUCUUAGUUUGUGUGUGUCUGUUAGUGUGUUUCUGUUAUUAAGUCUAUUUGGUGUCUGUUAGUGAGUGUGUGUUUGUCAGUGAGUGUAUGUUUUGUAAGUGAGUGUGUAUGUGUGUCUGUCUGUCAGUGAGUGUGUAUGUAUGUCUGUCACUGAGUGUGUGUCUGUCAGUAAAUGUGUGUGUUUGUUAGCUAGUGUGUAUGCGUCUGUUCGUGAGAGUGUGUGUGUAUGUUUGUUUGUUAGUGAGUGUGUGUUUGUUAGUGAGAGUGUAUAUGUGUUUGUCAAUGAGUGUGUAUGUAUGUCUGUCACUGAGUGUGUGUCUGUCAGUAAAUGUGUGUGUUUGUUAGCUAGUGUGUAUGCGUCUGUUCGUGAGAGUGUGUGUGUAUGUUUGUUAGUGAGUGUGUGUUUGUUAGUGACAGUGUAUAUGUGUUUGUCAGUGAGUGUGUAUGUGGGUCUGUCACUAUGAGUGUGUGUCUGUAUGUGUUUAUGUAUGUGUAUCUUUGUGUGUGUCUGCAUGUGUGUGUGUGCCUGUAUGUGGGUCUAUAUGUGUAUCAUUGGUCUGCAUGGGUAUCUGUUUGUCUGUAUGUGUAGCUAAAUGUUUGUCAUUAAAGGACCACUAUAGUGCCAGGAAAACAAAGUCGUUUUCCUGGCACUAUAUAGUCCUUAGGUCCCCUCCACCCUCGUGGACCCCCUCCCGCUGGGCUGACGGGGUUAAAACCACUUCAGCACUUACCUUUCUACAGCACCGGGCUCCCUUGGCACUGGGGAUCUCUCUACCCUGAUCCAUCUCUUAGCUCCGAAUGUGCAUGCGUGGCAAGAGCCGCGCGCCCAUUCAAGCCGCCCAUAGGAAAGCAUUACUCAAGUCCUUGCAAGGACCUCGUGAUCACAUGGACGUUCAUAGCCGUCCAUAGCAAUGUCAGCAGGGGGAGUGCCUGCAAUAACAGGGACUCCCCCUGCUGCCUGUAAAUAGUAAAAUAAAUGUUAAAGUUACAGUUUAAAAUAAAAUAUAUACUUAGAUCAUAUAUAUACUUAUUAUAUAUAUGAUCUAAGUAUAAAUAUACACAUAUACAUACAUACAUACACAUACACUGUCUAAGUGUAUUUUAAUAUAUAUAUAUAUAUAUAUAUAAUUAUAUAUAUAUUAAUAUCAAAAUACUAGAAUGAUAUUGAUUAAAUAUAUAUAUAUAUAUAUAAUUAUCAUUAUAUAUUUAUAUAUAAUAUAAAAUAAAUAAAUAUGUAACUACGUUAAAAAAAAUUAAUAAAUAAAUAAAUAAUUAAAAAAUAUAUAUGUGUGUAAAUUCAUUCUAACUGUAUUUUAAAAUUUAUAUAUAUAUAUAUAUAUAUAUUGAUAUCAAAAUACAUGUAGAACAAAUAAUAUAUAUAUCUAUAGACAUACGUAUAUAUCACUAAAUAUAUACCUAUAUAUAAAUAAAAAUAAUUUGAAAAAAUUAUAUACAUAUAUCUAUAUAUAAAUAUAUAUAUAUAUAUAUAUACGUGUAUAUAUAUAAUAAUUCUACGUAUAUAUCUAUGUAAUCAUUUUACAUAAUUAGGUCAUUUUAUUAAUUACAAUUUGUGGGUCCUGCCUGAUAACUCAGGCCCAAAGUCCAAGGAAUUUAAUUUGCUAGCACUAUAUUUAACCCUGUAACUUUCCAAGACACCUUAAAACCUGUACAUGGGGGGUACUGUUUUACUUGGAACACUUCGCUGAACACAAAUAUUAGUGUUUCAAAACAGUAAAAUGUAUAACAACGAUGAUAUCGUCAGUGAAAGUGAAAUUUUUUGCAUUUUUCACACACAAAUGGCACGGACAAUAUAAUUGUUGUGAUAUGUUUUACUGUUUUGAAACACUAAUAUAUAUGUUUAGCGAAGUCUCCCGGGUAUAACAGUACCCCUCAUGUACAGGUUUUAUGGUGUUUUCAAAAGUUACAGAGUCAGAUAUAAGGCUUGCGUUUCCGUUUUUUCACAUUGAAAUUUGCCAGGUUGGUUAUGUUGCUUUUGAGACCGUAUGGUAGCCCAGAAAUGAAAAUUAUCCCCAUGAUGGCAUACCAUUUGCAAUAGUAGACAACCCAAGGUAUUGCAAAUGGGGUAUGUCCAGUCUUUUUUAGUAGCCACUUAGUCACAAACACUGGCCAAAAUUGGCGUUCAAAUUCGUUUUUUGCAUUUUUCACACACAAACAAAUAUUAACACUAACUUUGGCCAGUGUUUGCUAUACCGCAAGUAGAGGCAUGUCUAGUAAACACACUGUAAAAAAAAAACACGCCAGUACCCCCUCCUGAACCCCCACCUGUGCCGCGCGAGUGGGGACUAUGAAAAUGUCCCCCCCCCAAGGUGACUUGGGGUCCCCAAGCCCCUAGUCACCCCUCCCACCCAAAACAAAAAUUAAUAAACCCCUACCUACUCCCCUCACCCUAGAAAUAGUGUGGGGGUAAUAAAAUAACUAAGUACCUGUAAAGAAAAUAAUAAAACUUACCAUUUGAUGUCUUUUUUUCAAAACUAUCAAUUUUUCAGCCCCAGAAAAGGCCAAAUAAAAACCAUAAUACCCGCUGAACUUGUAAAAAAUGAAAUAAAAAAAAUGAAAGCAUAAAAAAAUCAGACGAAAUAAAAAUGUAGGGCACCCACCAGCCACUCAGGGUUGGGGGCCGUGGGGAGGACAAAAAAUGUACCCCCCGUUCUCAUUUAGGGCCCCCACAAGCUGCUCAGAGGUCGGGGCAUGGGGGAGGACAAUAGGUGACCCCCCAUUCUCAUUUACGGCCCCCACCCGGCCCUCAUGGAUGGCUGCUCACUAUUUAGUAGACAUGCCCCUACUCAUGGCACUGCUCCCUGCCGCUUCUAUCUAUACAUAUUACAAGGAGGGUGCUGUGCGACCGGGAACUCCCUCCUUGUAAUAAAGUGAAUGAACAAACACCGAAAUUCAGUGUUUGUUUGUUCGUCUGACAUUUCUAUUCAUUCAUUCGUCUUUCAGAUGAAUGAAUGAAUAGAUUAAAUUCUCGUUCACAUGCCCAAGUGUUUAAAUGGGCAUGCGCUAGAAUUUCACAGCGCUAUCUAGUGUGGGCAGAUGACGUUUCCCACAGGGCCUUCAUCUACCCACACAAGGAUGGCGGCGCCAGAACCUAGGUCGCGGCAGAAAAUAAAGUUUAAAAACUAGGUAAUAUGGGGGGCUUAGGGGAGUUAGAUGUAGUGGAGUUGGGAGGGGGGUUAAAAAAAAAACGGGAUUCAGCCAUGACAGUGCCGCUUUAAGGUCAAAAUACCUUUGCUGUUAAUUUGGUUACUCAGACCUAAAAUUUUCCAUUCACUUUGAAUUCUCACUAUAGUAAAUAACUGAAGUGGUAUUGGUGCCUGGAAGAACUUCUUAAGGUUAGCAAUAAAAAGCAUUUAUUAUAUUUACUUUUAAAGGGACACUAUAGUCACCAAUACAGCUUAAUGAUGCAGUUUUGGUGUAUAGAUCAUGCCCCUGCAGUCUCAUUGCUCAGUUCUCUGCAAUUUAGUAGUUAAGUAUCUUUGUUUAUGCUGCCCUAGGCACACCUCUCUGCAUGUGACUUACACAGCAUUCUUAAAGGACCACUCUAGGCACCCAGACCACUUCAGCUUAAUGAAGUGGUCUGGGUGCCAGGUCCUUCUAGGGUUAACCCAUUUUUUCAUAAUUAUAGCAGUUUCAGAGAAACUGCUAUAAUUAUGAAUGAGUUAAGCCUUCCCCCUAAUCCUCUAGUGGCUGUCUCAUUGACAGCCACUAGAGGCGCUUGCGUGCUUCUCACUGUGAUUUUCACAGUGAGAGCACGCAAGCGUCCAUAGGAAAGCAUUGCAAAUGCUUUCCUAUGCGACCGGCUGAAUGCACGCAGCUCUUGCCGCGCGUGCGCAUUCAGCCCAGGAGGAGGAACGGAGGAGGAGGAAGGAGGAGAGCUCUCCGCCCAGCGCUGGAAAAAGGUAAGUUUUUACCCCUUUCCCCCUUCCAGAGCCGGGCGGGAGGGGGACCCUGAGGGUGGGGGCACCCUCAGGGCACUAUAGUGCCAGGAAAACGAGUAUGUUUUCCUGGCACUAUAGUGGUCCUUUAAACACUUCCUUAAAGAGUCACCUGUUUACACUUCUUUUAUUGCAAAUUCUGUUUAAUUUAGAAUGUCUUAUCUCCUGCUUUUAUUUAAUAGUUUGAUAAAACCUACCGGAGUCUCCUGUGUGUAAUUAAAGUUCUAUUUACAGAGCAGGAGAUAAAAACUGUUUUUUUUUUUCAUGUAGGUUGUGUCAGUCACAGCCAGGGGAGGUGUGGCUAGGGCUGCAUAAACAGAAAGAAAAUUGUUUUAACUCAUAAAUGGAUGUUAAUUGAGCAGUGAAACUUCACAGGCAUAAUCUAUAAAAAAAAAAAACUGCUUCAUCAAUCUAACAUUGUUUUGGUGACUAUAGUGUCCCUUUAAUUCUUUUUGGUCUAGCGCUAUGGCACACUUAAUAUACAAAUAAUAUAUGAUAGUGUUAAUGAUCUAAGGCUUCUAUAUGCAGUACAAAUUAAAUACACUUUUUGUUCACAGUUACUCUGUCACAGCCCCCUUAUACAAACAAUCACCCUCAUACACAGACAACAGCUUCACAGACACAACACAGCCUCUCCAUACACACAAUGCACACAUCAAGACUACAAGCAGCAUCUCCAUACACACAGCACAAUGCAAACAACUUCCCCACACACAUACACUCCCAGACAGACAAAUAAUACACAUGCUCAAAGACACAGUGAAGCACAUGCUUACAGACAUACGGAAACACACACAAACACAGAUUUGCAUUCCAGGCACAGUCCACAUACACAAAGAUUAUAUAUAUAUAUAUAUAUAUAUAUAUAUAUAUUUAUUAACGGUAGAGUAAGAACAUUAUUAUAAUAUAUUUUUGGGGGAAAUGUCUACAAUGUUUGUGAAGCAUUUCAAAUGUAAAAUCUUCAUUUUUUUUUUCUUUAGGAGAAAAAAUAUAGGUUUCAAAACCAAGUGGACAAGAUGAAAGAAAAGGUGAAAAAUGUAGAAGAAAAAUCAAAAGAAUUUGUUUAUAAAGUGGAAGAAAAAAGCCAUGAUCUUAUUCAAAAGUGGGAAGAGAAAUCAAGGGAGUUUAUAGGAAAUUUCUUGGAGCUAUUUGGCCCAGAUGGAGCUUGGGUAGGAUACUGCUACUGCUAUACUACAAUAUGUGCUCAAAAAUGGUACAAGUAAAAUAAGAAAGAUAAGAGUACCCUAUUCACGCAAAAGCACAGAAUCACAGAAUGGCUUGCAUGCAACUGUAUUAUGUGGUUUUGUGCUAGACCUUAUAGAUGUACAAAGAUCUGUCAGUGAACUUAAUGUAAUAAUAUCUCACAAUCUACACUGAUCAACCACAACAUUAAAACCACCUGCCUAAUAUUAAUACUAAAAAACACACAAGUAAUAUUAUGGCGCUGGAUCAAUUAAUAAUAAUAAAUAUGUAAUAAGCAGCACUAUAUACAGUGAAAAAGCUCAAACACAUGUGACUAUACAAAACCAGAAGAGUAAAGUGCGCUGUGCCUUUAAGACCGAAAGGAGUUUUUAAACAAGUGGGAAUAAAAUGUGCAAUAUUAUAUAGCAAAAAAAAGUGACCAAGUGCAUUUGUGCAAAAACAACACUUGUAAAUCUAUACAAAGAUAGUGCAAUUUACAAUAAAAAUCUGAUGAAGCUGAGCAUAUCGGCGAAACGCGUCAUCACGGUUUGACGUAAUUACGUCAUCAAACUUAACGGCUGAAAGCCCCGCCUCCCGGAAGUGUUUGAUCGUGAAAGACUGUUCUUGGUACCCAGAGUCCAGCAAGCCGGCGCUAGACAAGUGGAACCUACAAGUCAUCACAGCACAGUGAAAGCGGAGGAUACACAAAAUAAAGGGACUUUACAGCCUGUGGAGCAGCUUUUAUCCUGAAAAGUGUCAAUAAAGAUUUCAACUGUCACCACAGCUUCCAGUUUGCAUAUGUUGCACAAGAUGCCAUCAAAGUUUAGAGCAGACUAAAUUGCUCUACCCUUGUGAGUGUUUUUGUUAAUAUUUUACAUAUAUAACAUUCAAACAUACUGUCCUAUGAUUGUAUAUUUCCCCCUUUUUUUGAGAUCUAUAUUGGAAUGCCGAUACAAGUUAAAGGUAUAUUCCAAAGUGGGAAAGCUAAGUACAUUUUUUUAUUGUAAAUUGCACUAUCUUUGUAUACAUUUACAAGUGUGUUUUUUGCACAAAUGCACUUGGUCACUUUUUUUGCUAUAUAAUAUAAUAACCACCCCCAGGAUCGGUGGUGGUGAUCCCCCUCCACCUGUGGGAGGCUACCCCAACUUAGCUGGAACACAGGGUGAAGUCAACAAGCCUGACAGGGUCUCCUGCAACACUCCCAACAUGGCGGAGACCGCAUGUUCCCCUACUACCAACAACGAGCAACCUGAUAUCCUGUCCAAGCAUGACUGUCUCUUUUUUAACUUUUGUUAGAAGCUGGAACGCAGGUUGUGCCAGCCAACCCCUAGCCACUCACCUCGAAAGCCAAAUCCAGAUGUCAAACGGGAGUCCUAAUCUCAGGCAGCAAACCAGACUCUAAUAUGGCGAUGGAUCGGGCACCACAGAUUGCUAAAGCAUGAAAGGCAAUACGGCCGCGGGAACAGACACAGUCCGGGCUUGAGCCACCCAUUCGCGGUAUAUGUGGUAAACCGCAGGCUAAAGCUUGUCCCUCCAGUUUUUGGACUGUCAGACUGUGUUUUGCCCAUGCAGGGUGUAGGGUGACCCGGGCCCUAGAAUUGAGCUACAUUGAGAUCCUUGUUGCCCCUAUCUCUCUGGGGGGUGGGGGGGGUGGGGGGGGUGAGGUGCAGGGCUUAUUGCAGCCAUUGGAUUUAGCUAAGUUUUGACCACUCUUUCCCUUUGUUUUUGAUUAUCAUUUCCUCACUGUUUAGCUUAACCUGUUGAUUUUUCCUUUGAGCAUUUAGUCAGCGUGGUGGUGGUGGUCGUGGUGGUGGUGGGGGUUGGGGCUCCUUGGGGAACCUGCUGUGUACACUCUUCAUGUCUUGAAAUCUCUAUGUUCAACAGCUUAUUUCCAGUAAAUUGAUAUGCAUGCAUAUCCUAAAUAUUAUAUACUAUAAAACGUGCCUUAGCCACAUAAUGUUGACCAACUGUUGUUAUACUAUGUGUUAUUCUGCACUUGCAUGUGCUGUUAAGGCAUUAUAAGCUCAAAUGUUGUUUUUAUUUCUAUGCACAAAAUAAAAAAAAAAUUAAAAAAAGGCUACUGCCAUUAGGGAACACCACUGCCAUGAAGGGAUUUAUGUGGUCUGCAACAAACUCUAGGUAGUAGGUAUUUGUCGAAGUAACAUGUCUGGACCCAAGGUCCCAGCAGAACAUUGCCCAGAGCAUAACACUGGCUCCGCUGGCCUGCUGUCUUUCCAUAGUGCAUCCUGCUGUCAUCUCUUCCCCAGGUAAACAAUGCAUAUGAUCUAAAAGAAAAUUUAAUUCAUCAGACCAGGCAACCUUCUUUCAUUACUCCAUGGUCCAGCUCUGACAAUCCCAUCCCCAUUGAAGGCACUUUCAGCAAUGGACAGGGGUCAUUAUGGGCACUUUGAGCAGUCUGCAGGUACACAGAGCCAUAUGCAACAUACUGCGAUGCACUGUGUGCUCUGACACCUUUCUAUCAUGGACAUCAUUAUGUUUUUCAGCAAUUUGAGCUUCAGUAGCUCUUCUGUGUGAUUGGACCAGAUGAGCUAGCCUUUGCUCACUAAGUGCAUAAGUGAGCCUUGGGCACCUAUGACCCUGACAUAGUUCACCAGUUGUCCUUUCUUGCACCACUUUUGGUAGGUACUAAUCACUCCACAAGACUCUUAGAGAUGCUCUGAGUUAGUUGUCUAUACACCACUAUUCGGACUUUGUGAAAGUCACUCAGGUCUUUUCACUUUCCCAUAUUUCCUGCAUCCAACACAUGAAAUUCAAGAACUGACUGUUCACUUGCUGCCUAGUAUAUUCCACCCCUUAACAGGUGCCAUUGUAAUUAAGUAAUCAAUGUUAUUCACUUCACCUCAGUGGUUUUAAUGUUGUGGCUAAUCAGUGUAUACACAUUAGUUAGUUCACCAGCACAAUGCAACGAUUCCAUAUUAUUAUGUACAUGAAGGGACAUAUUUGCUUAGAGACAUUGAGUGAAUGGUUGGUCCAUUUGAUGCAGUAACUAGUUAUAACUAUUAUACAUAAAUCUUAAAUGAACAUUAAAGGCACUAUAAUGACUUUAUCUCUAUGAAGCCGCAAUGGUGUUUGGAGGUCCUGUAUGCCUUCUUAUCUUGAGGGAUUAAACCAUUAAGGAACGAGUUAACGCUAAAAAUGCUCUCAUGAAUACUUUUCUAAUGUAUUUUCUCAAUGGGAGGCCAGUGAUAGGCUGAAAGUCUUAACUGACGUUCUCAGUCUAUCUCUGGUACCCAUGUAAAUGCUUUGCAUUAAAGCACUGGGUCAUGAAGGAGGCAGAGGGGCCACGAGGGUGGAGAGUACUUUGGGGUUAAACCAAUGGUUUUACCCCAUCAGGUAAAAUGGUACCCAGGACCUCCAGACACCAUAGUGGCUUUAUUGAGAUGGUCUCCAUGGUGCCUGGAAUUGUCCUUUGAUAUUAUUUGCUUUUUAAAAGUAUACUUAAUCAAAUAAGAUGCACAACUAAUUUUGCAUUAUCUAUAUACACAAUAUUUCCAAUUCAGCUAUAUUAUCCUAAAACCCCCAUCACUUCUUCAAAAUUCAUGGUUUGGUGUAUAAAUCAGUAUUAUAUGUUUAUGCAAAAUUUAGGUACCUACCUAAAGCUUGGGGGUUGAAAGAAGAGACAAGUAAUCAGCUGCCUGGUGCCGUCAUUGAUCUACAGGCACCCUGGCAGUGUAUAGAAAGGAAAGAAAUGUACAAGUAAGCUGGUGUUAAAUCUUGGUUUCUUAUGGGAAUUGUCAGUGCCUCUUGUACUUGGUGAUUAGAUAGCAAGCACAAAUAGAAAAGCUGGAUUAUGUAAACUAAAGCUUGUGUUAUUCUACACUUCCUGACCCUGAAUUGCACAAACACGAACAUUUUAUAAUGUUAGUGUCCCUUUAAACAGACCAAAAUAUUUGAUUCUGUAAUUGAGUAAAGGUGAUUUAUUUUGUUCUAGAAGCAGAUGUUUCAGGAACGCAGUGGGAGAAUGCUUCAAGCUCUGUCACCACUCCAGAGUCCUACUGGCAGCCCCACCCGAGAACGUUCUCCAUCACGAUCUCCUUCUCCAACCUUACCGUGGGUGAUCAACAAGCUGUCCACUCCUUCAUCUCCUAAGGGUGCUUCAGCAUCCAUUAGCAGCAUGAGUGAAGGAGAUGAGGAUGAAAAGUAA
Pelobates cultripes (western spadefoot toad) is the source of this 48194-nucleotide messenger RNA. NCBI's taxonomy places the organism in Eukaryota, Metazoa, Chordata, Amphibia, Anura, Pelobatidae. The record is from the annotation of a GenBank genome assembly.